UCUUCUUUUCUCUUGGUAUUUUAUAAUUAAAUUUUUAUAUUGUAGCUUGGGGUUCAUCUUCUAUAUUGUGUGAAGUAAGGCUUGGGGUAUUUUUUGCUAUGUGAUUAUUCAUUGAUUUGGAUGAUGAUGUUGAAAUGCCUGCUGAAAAUGAAGAGGUGAUAAGGUAAGGGGCUAUAUCUUGGCUAUUCAAGCACUUCAUCUGUAGCUUUGACAAACCACAAUGCCUGGUGGCUACACCUUUCUUGUGGUCAUCCCAAAACCCUGACCCUGGUGUUGUAGUGGCUUUGUCCUAGUGGGAUGAGGAGAUAAUGCUAUUUGCUUAUACUCAUGUCCCUUUUGCAUAAGCGGAGAUGAUGUCACCCACGGAUCUGGGUGACAAGGUGAGUUCUGAUGAUGAUGUAAGUCAAUGCAUUCAUAGGAGGUCCUCAGCAACCAUUUUUCUGACUUGAUUCUGACACUGGGGUACAUGGCUGUGUUAUAGUUGAGGAGUCAGGGAAGGAACAACAGGAUGCAAUAACCUUAACUAAAACCUUUAAUUCAGUGACAGAACAAAAAGGGAUAACUGCCACCUACUUAGUUCUGUUGGUAAUGUUGGCUAUCUUAUUUUCGCAACUUUCUCAAAUCUUUUAAAGAUUACCUAUCUGAACUUUUAUAUUGAUUAUGCAAAAUGAAGAGAUUAUUGACCAAGGCACAUUGUGGGAUCUAAACUAUUGUAACUACACACAUGGCCACUCUGACUUAUCUCUGUGCUGGCAUCUGGGUGUUCAGAAAAUGAAUAGAUAUCUCUUUUUCCAUUUUUGUUGUAUGACUCAGCUGUGAGGUCUCACAUCAGUGAUUUGCAAUUGAUGAACAGAACAUUUAAAGUCAUUUAUUAGAAGUGUUUUAGAAGUGUUUACAGACUUAGCUAGAGCUUUCCCUCUCAAAGGUUCUGAUUUUAGGCAGAAUAGGUACACUGAGGAACAAAAAUAGUAACUGUGAGUGCAGGUGGCAUACAGAAGGAGUGAGCAGCAGUGGGUGGGAAGUGGUGGCUUCUAGGACUCUUUGGAGUGUCCUGGCUGAGGUGCAGUGUAAAGGGGUCUCAAGUUACAGACUUACAUGUUGAGGACCAACCUCUUGCCUUUUGAGGAGGUCUGCUUAGGCUUCUAUUCUGAAUUCCCAGUUCCACACAGCCUGUGCCACAGUUGUUGUGGCAUUAGUGGUAUGUGCCUCCAGGUUAUGCUGGGCUAGGAUCUUUAGAGGUUGGGAUUAUGUUCGGGGUAAUGGCCAGAGUCUAUACAGAUGGACUCUGCAAUAUCCACACUUUUGUGUACCUGAGGCUGUCAGGUUUGUGCUCUUGGCAAAUAUUGAGAGCUUUGUAAUCUCUACAGUAAUAACCCAAACCAAGUAUUAUGUCAUGGCAGUUCCCAUGCCUUGGAGCUACCUACCAUCCUGUAGUAGUCCAGAGAUGAUAAAAACCAAGAUAAAAGUGGAGGAGGCAUUUAUUCGUCUAUUAAAGGUAUGAUUUCUGAAAAGACAAGAAACAAUAACUAACACAGAUGAAAAAUAAAGUAGCCAGUUCACCCAUCCACAACUUGGCCCGUACAAAACAUAGUGCUGGGACACACUUGAAUAUUAGAAUUUAUGGGAAGCAUAAGAAAUUACAGAGUACCAACUGGUCCUGUCCCAAAGACAGCAUCACUCUGAGAGGAAACUUGCCUUGACUUGUAUAAUCUUCUACUCGUAUCUCACAGUGCGUAGUGCAUUUUCACUCCCAACUCUCUGUGAGUCCCUCAGAUUCUUCAUUUGAUUCAUUAGUCAGUAAAAUGAUGUGUCUCUUUAAGAAAGAAUUUUUGGACAUACUCUGUGGAUUGGGGCUAUCAAGGGCUUAAGUGAAUGAGUACCUUUCCCCUUGCCACAACAGAGUUCAAUGUCAUUAGGUGUUCAAACGCAACAAAAUAGUGGCCAAAUGGUCUCCCACUAAUGCUAAUGUAUUAGUCCUGGCUCCUUACUUAAGGACCUGCCCAAGAGGAAUCAGGAGAAGGAGAUAUGGGCUCUUUUGGUAAUUCAUUGCUGCCUAGAAGACCUGUGGUAAUAGGAACCUUGUUACUAACCAACCCAGUCCUUAAAGAAGCCAGACCAGAAGGAGAGAGGUUUCCAGAUCAAAGCAAAAUGGAGCACAGUCAGGGAGAAAAAAUUUCAGAUAGAUUCAAUCAAGACCAUAUACUCUUUCAGCAUACUUCCUCAAGUCGUUCCAUAGUAUCCUUCCAUAAAGUGCUGAUCCCACACCAAGAUGACUAAGGACUAAAAAAUUAAUUAGCAUACAGAGAAAGCAAAGCCUGGGGAAAAAUGAAACACAUGAGCAAAAAGGCUGAAAGAAUGUGGGUGAUUCAGAGACCAACCCAACAAUUGGGACAAAUAAGUGUCCAUCCUCUCAAAGGAAAUGGCGGUGAAGUAAUCCCUGGAGCACCAGAGAGAAACUCAGAGAAGUGGAUGAGUUAGAAAGAAACAUGGCUCAGUCUGUGGAAUUCAGGUGGUAGAGGCAGAAAACAGGAAGAUGGCACUGACUGGGGAGUAGCUGAGAAGCCACAGACUGCUUAGUCCUUGACGUGAAGACACUGUACUGGGAACAGAGGGUCACCAGACUCUAAUGUCCCAGAAAAGCAUUUUAGAAAAGACAGGGGAAAUUAAUUAUGCAAUGCAAGAACACCACAUCAAUGGGCAGGUCAGACUUGACUGCCAUUCAAAGAAAUGAUGACCUUAAGUAACCUUGCAGAGUGGCCAGUGUGGACCAGUGACUUCUUUUCCAUGGAGCUCUCAGCUACUGUCCAGGCUAUGAGUGAGAGAGAGAGAGAGAGAGAGAGAGAGAGAGAGAGAGAGAGAGAGAGAGAAGAAAAACAAAAAGGAGGAGAGUGGAAUCAGGCUGGAUCAGCCUGUGCCCAUCAGCAUGAUCCCAGGACACAGGAAGUGGAAAUAUCCAGCAGAUUUUGAGUGAGACAUUGUGUGGGGGAGUGAGGGCAGUAAUUUAUCUAGCGAAAUUACCCUAGUAUUCAGAAACAAUUGGAAGAACAUUCACACACAUGCCAUUAGUCAUAGAACUGAGCUUCUGUGAGUAUUUUUGAAUAGGAAUUUGCAAUAAAACUCUUAGAUGUCAAAAUCUCACCAAACUAGGAUUAAAGGAAAGAGUUUGGCAUUGCCUGGUGGUAAUUGGCCUUGGAUGUGUUUAAUAUAAGAUGAAGACCUGUCUGUCAGAGUUACAUUGGCAGCUCAUAAUACAAAUGAUGUCAGCCUUGCUCAGCACACUAUAACUUAGGAAAGUCAUGAUGGAAGAGUAGAAGGGAAACCUAAGGUGUAGUCAUCCCUCUGUAUCUCUGGGUUGUGCAUCUGUCAAAUCCACCAGCCCCAGAUCUCAACUAUAAAUGUUGCUUCCAAACACAUGCAGAUGUCCUUUUCACCAUGUUAGCUCAUCAGUGCAGUAUAACUACCAUUGAGGUCCACCCGAGAUGAAUUAGAGCACCUAGAACUAUGUGCUAGGUUGUGUAUAGAUGCUUGCUUAUGUUAUAUAGGACCUGGAGUAUCCACAGACCCUGCCUGUGUGAGAGAUCUUGGGAUCCAGUCCCUCAAGGGUACCAAAGGGACAGCUAUAAAUAAUGUCCUCUCUUAAGGAGCAAAAGAGUCAAGGAAUGGUCUCUGUGCUGAAAACAGUCAUUGUAAUAAUGAAGGUUAUAACAUUCUUGUUACCUUUAAAUCAGUCUUGAAGCAAAAUGUCUCUUAGGAAGAAAUUUUGUCUGAACUUCAGUGAUCGUCCUGUUUUGCCAUCACAGUCUUUUUUUUUCACUACCCUUGUGAGAAAGUGGGCAGUGUGCUAGAGGGAUGGAGAAUACCUGCUGAGCUGGUACUCAGGAGUGGAACAUCAUGGCAAAGUGACAGGUGUUGCUAUGGAGAUUGAGCAGGUGAAGGGAUUCAAAACUAGGUACAACUUUGCUCAGACAGGUCUCUCUGAAGAGGUGUGUGGAAAAGGCCAAUAUGGCUAAAGAAAUGUGGUUCCUGAUCCUGAACAUGAUCCACCCCACUCCAGACCACUGAGUUUUCUUUCCUUGUCUUGACUUACUUUCAUUAGGUGGUCUGUCCACUGGGUGAUCCUGCCCCACACCACAGCCUUCCGGACUUGGACUGUUUUUCAGAUUUUUUUGGGGGGGUGGUUUGGUUUUUCCUUUCUUAAUGGCUUUUGGGGUUGUCUGAAAGAUGAUCAGUGGAUAAAUAAGGAUGAGUUAGUGGAUGAAUGAAUUGAUAAAUGCAUGACAAAUCACAUAAUAGAAUAUCUGCCAUGACAUAUUUUUUAUUUUAAAUUUAGUGCUUUCAGCAUAGACUGCCUUUUGGAACCAUUAUGAAACCCACAUUUUAUAUUGUGGGAUUGGCCAGUCUGAUAUUCUGGCAUCUUCUGAUAAGCCACAAAAGUUGUUCUGGGACAUUUCUUCAGGUACCAGAGCAGCCAGAAACAUUAAAAUCACAGCCAAGGCCUGCAUCUGUAUUGAUUUAAGGAGAAAAUAAUUUUAAAGUCUACCCUAAAGGUUUGGGAAGCGGUGUCCCUGAGCUGAGGUCUUAACUGAAGUACUCUUGUGACGUCUAUCCACAUCUUCUCUACAGUGCGGUUGCCUCUGUCACAGACACGGCAAUGCCUGGGAGCAGGGCUGUGACUAACUGAAGUAUCUACCUGAUGGCAAGAUGGGUUGCAUGCUGACAGUCACAUGUAUAGAUGUGCUACUGUGUGUGCGUGGCUCUGCUUCCCUGGUUCCCAUAAGUGUUGCUGUCUAUUUCUGUACCCUGGGACUGAGACAGACCCUUUUCCAGAAGCCCAGCUCAGGAAUAUUGGUGGAUAUGGUCAGGGUCCUGCUUAUGUUCGGAGAGCUUCCCAGGGUGUCAUCCAGAAAAAGUGCUCUUUAUGUGUUGGGGUUUUUGUUUGCUUGUUUGUUUUUGUUUUGUUUUUUCUUUUUUUGAUCUUUGACCCACAAGCCUCAAGACUGAUAAAAGUAUUCUUAUGUGGCCAAUGAAUCUUUUGAACGUUGUUUUUAACUAUUGGAAUUCAUGACCCAUUGGGAAAGGUUUUUGUCCCUCUUUGCUCUCUGUAGGUUUGGUUUUUCUUUUUCUUUUUCUUUUUUUUUUUUUGCUUUUAAAUUUUUAUUUAUUAAUUAUUACUUUAUUUUUCUAUUUUUUUUACAAAGAGUUUUAUUUAAAUAUUUUUAUUACAUAUUUUCCCCAAGGAGCUAAAGGGAUCUGCAGCCCUAUAGGUGGAACAACAUUAUGAACUAACCAGUACCCCAGAGCUCUUGACUCUGGCUGCAUAUGUAUCAAAAGAUGGCCUAGUCGGCGGCCAUCACUGGAAAAAGAGGCCUAUUGGACACGCAAAAUGUAUAUGCCCCAGUACAGGGGAACGCCAGGGCCAAAAAAAUAGGAAUGGGUGGGUAGGGAAUUGGGGGGGAGGGUAUGGGGGACUUUUGGGAUAGCAUUGGAAAUGUAAUUGAGGAAAAUAUGUAAUAAAAAAUAUUUUUAAAAAAAAGGUUUGGUUUUUCAAGACAGGGUUUCUCUGUGCAGUCCUGGAACUCACGCUGUAGACCAGGCUGGGCUCGAACUCAGAAAUCUGCCUGCCUGUGCCUCCCAAGUGCUGGGAUUAAAGGCCUGUGCCACCACUGCCCAGCCCCCAAAAGGGUAUGUUUAAUCUUAAAGAUUUUCCAUAUAGGAGAAUUUUAAGAUUGAGGUGGUUUGUGAGGGAUUUGGGGGUUUGUUGUUGCUGUUGUUUGGGGCAUGCUUAUUUGCUUGUUGUUUUAUGGUGGGUUUAUUUUUUUGGCCAGUUAUUAUCCAUGAAAAACUUGUAUGCUUCUGUUAGGGUAUACAUUUUACCUUCUACUUUAGAUUGCAUUUGUAGAUAUAUCUUUCCUGGAAACUUGACCAGGGUGUUUCCAGUGUUUUCCCAUGUGGUCCCCACAGGACUGGCAAGAUUUUACGUGACAUCUCUGCAGACUGUAGAAAGUACCCAAAACUGACAAUUACAGUAUACUAUUUAAAUACAGUUUUCCAUGAUCUCAGCAAGUAAAGAGUUCUGGGUUUCAUGUUCCUUGUCAGUGACUAGAAAAGCAGGUUGUCCAAGGAGCACAAGCCAGUUGCACAUAUCUCAGCAGCAGCACCUCAUGACUAGAUCAUCUUGGAGCCUCUCUUAUCUUACUUGUAAACUAGGUAGGGUGGUCAGACUUACCAUUUUCUUUGCUGUGUCUAUGUCACUGCAUUGGAUGGAGGAGGGACUCACACUGGGGGAUUAAAGAAUUCUAGGAGAGAGGCGGAGGCAGGCGGAUUUCUGAGUUCGAGGCCAGCCUGGUCUACAAAGUGAGUUCCAGGACAGCUAGGGCUAUAUAGAGAAAUCCUGUCUUGAGAAAACCAAAAAAAAAAAAAAAAAAAAAAAAAAAAAAAGAAAAAGAAUCCUAGGAGAUGUAGCUCUGAGCUUCAGGAUAGAUGAACCUUAACAGAGGCCUGCUGUGGUAACCCAGGUCAUUGCCUGCCCCCCCCUGGUUUUGAUCUCACUCUGGAGAUCCCUUCUGGUUGAUUCUUCCUGAGUUCCCUCACAUAGCCAUCCCUGAAUGCUUUACCUCACACAGGAUCAAAACAACAACAGAAAACAAUAUAGAUACAGUCAACCUCUUCCUGCUACAACAGCAUUAAUUUUGAAGCAGUGAAAGACAACCCACAGAACAGAGGAAAGUAUCAGCAAGUUGGAUCUGAUGAGAGGCCUAUACCUAGUAUAUACAUUCUCAAAAAUAGUAUUUCUGCUAUUUAGAGAGCCCAGUACACAUUAAGAAAAAAUACAGGAAUAGUCCUGUGCUCUAGUAUAUAUGUAUAAUCCCUACAGAAUAUUGACAAAACUGUUUUAAAAUUUUAAAAUAACUUUUGAGAUCGUGAAUAAAUAAAUCAUUUUAUUCUUUAAAAAAAAGAGGAGAAGAAGAAGACACACAUUGUCCCAUGGGCACACAAAAAUGCACAGUGUUAUCAGUCAUUAGAGACUUGUGAAUAAAAACCACAAUGCAAUCACUUCACACCCAGUAGGAUAUCUAUAAUGAGAAAAGAAAAGACAAGUGUUGGCAAGGUGGCAGAGAAAUCAGAGCUCCCAUGCAUUGCUGGUGAUGAGAAUCAAAUGCUAAAUCUCUGUGAAAUCAGUUGGAUAGCACCUAAGAAACAAACAGAAUUUCCAUCUGACCCAGCACUUUCACAUGCGUAUGUCCGCAGAAAGCUUUUUCUUGAGUGUGCAUUACGUGUUAAUAACCCAAAGGUGGAUCCAAGCCAACUGUCUAUCUACUGAUGCCCUGUACAAUUAGAAUGUAAUGUGCAUAGCACCUUGUCUUCUGUGGUAUAUAAUGGCAUAUUACUCAGGAAAUGAUGUGCUGGGUUACAUUCUGCUGGUCCUCAAAAACAUGCUAAGUGGAGUUAUCCAGCUACAAAAGAUUAUACAUUGUAUGAUUCUACUUACAUGAGAGAAAAUGGCACAUUUAUAGAGUCAGAAGAUAACAUUAGUGGCUGCCCAGUCUGGGAAGCUUCAGUGAGCAUAGCCAGUGGCUGAAGAUCACAAGGUGUCUUCAGAGUGACAGAAAUGCUCUCAUAUUAGAUUGUUCUCAUAGUUACAUCACUCUGAAAUUAUGAUAAAACCCACUGAACUAUCCAUAUUAAAUAGUCUGUGUAAGUGGAGUAUAUCAUAAUGAAGUUGAUUAAUGAAUUUAAGGAAUCUUUGAACUCAGACUCCCAAAUUCCAAUGGAUGGAUAGAAGUACCUGUCCAUCUUAUGUGGCUGAGUCCCUGGCCAGGCAAGGAGACAAAGGCUUCAGCCAACACCAAUGUAUGUGUGUGUAAAGAUGACAAAUGCUGUUUUCCUUUAACCCUGACUUGAAGGGCAGUUAGUAUUAAAAUGAAGACAUGCACGUGAAUCAUUCAAUACAGUGCUUGGCAUGUUCAGUUCCAAUGCCUACGUCUAUGUGGCUCAGCCCUGGAAAGAAUUAUAAGUACAAAGUAAAGUUUAUAUAUAAACAUACAUAUAUGUAUAGGCAUACAUAUAGACAUAUAUGUGUGUAUAUAUAUAGAUAGAUAGAUAUAGAUAGAUAGAUAUAGAUAUAGAUGGAGAAUACUGUCUAAAGAAAGCCCAAGAGGAAUGCAAAAAUGAAAACAUUGACAUCCAGUCAGUCAUUUAAAGGAGGGGACUAGGAAUUUAUUAAUUCCUUACAUGGGGUACUGUGCUGCUUAAUUUUUAUCAGGUCAACACAAAAUAAAGUCAUCUAGGGAGGGCAAACCUCAGCUAAGAAGAUGCUUCCAUCAGUGAUCUGUAGGCAAGUCAGUAAGACAGUCUCUUGGUUACUGAUUGAUGGAAGACCUAGGCGACUGUAGGCAGUGACAGGUAGAUUUAAAAAACAACAACAACAACAACAAAACAACCUGAGUGAACCAUGGGAGCAGACAAGUAAGCCAUGUUUCUCCAUAGCCUCUGCUCCGGUUUCUGCCUCUCAGUUCCUGCCUUGAAUUCCUGUCUUGGCUUUCCUGUCAUGGUGGACUAUAAGGUGUAACCUGAAAAAAACCAUUUCCUCCCCAAGAUGUUUAUGGCUAUAGUGUUUAUCACAACAAUAGAAAGCAACAGAGACUUUUUAUCUUAAACCCAUAGAUGUGAAGUUCUUCUCAUAUAUAUCUGGAGACAGCCUCAUCUGUCUCUUGGUAGUGAUAUGUAGGCUCCGUUCUCUGCUGGUAUGAGGACUUCUGGAUUUCUGUCUGGUUUUAUUAUCAUUAGCUUCCACUCUUUGUUCCUGUGAUGUGAGAUCAAAGAAGACAACAAAAUGUUUAAGAGCAGAACGGGACCAAAGCAAGCUUGUUUUGAGCAACCUCAGUAGGCAGGUAACAUACAAAGCAAGAGCUCUCUUCUGCCUUUCAGAUUCCAGAUUCUGUCUAUCUGUCAUUCCAUAUUCUGUCUGUCUGUCAUGUGGAAGGUACUGCCCAUUCACUGGGGUGAAAGCAAAGGACUGGAUAUUUAAAAUAUAUGUGUGCCUGAAAGGCAAUUACAAAACCAUAUAUACUGUAAUUACAAUUUUAACAAUUAAAAUAUAUGCUAUAAAAUGUUACAUUUAUAGGAAGCUCACAGCCACCCAUUGGACUGAGCACAGGGUAACCAAUGGAGAAGAUAGAGAAAGGACCCAAGGAGCUCAAGGGGUUUGCAGCCCCAUAGGAGGAACAACAAUAUUAACCACCCAGUACCCCCAGAGCUCCCAGAGACUAAACCACCAACCAAAGAGUACUCAAGGUUUCAGCAGUGUAUGUAGCAGAGGAUGGCCUUGUGGGACACCAAGGAGAGGCCCUUGGCCUUGUGAAGGUUCUAUGCCCCAGUGUAGGGGAAUGCCAGGACAGGGAAGCAGGAGUGGGUGGGUUAGUGAGCAGGGGGAGGGGGAAUGGGAUAGAGGGUUUUUCAGAGGGGAAAUGAGGAAAGGGGAUAAAAUUUGAAAUGUAAAUAAAGAAAAUAUCUAAUAAAAGGAAAAAAAUGUUACACUUAUAUAUCAUAUAUUAAAAUAUAAGCACAUACAGGUUUGAAGAAAAGUAUGUUUUUAGUUAUGCACAUACUACUCCACCACUCAGAGAAAACAGUCUUUGUGGGUGAAGUAAAAUUCAUUGACAUUUUAAAGUUCCUCACAGAUAACCACUAAUAGCAUCUAUCCUUCCAGAUUCUAUUUAUUUGUUCUUGAAAUAUAUGGCUCCUUCUAAGUAUGCUCUUCCACCUGAGCAUUUACAAAACAUCCCUGUGUACUAAUAAAUGAAAUAUAUAAUUCAAAACUUUUUCCAGGAAAUUUUAGAGCCACGAAAGAUUGGCAGAAAUGUUCUUCCUUGUUAUAUGUGCUCCCACAUCCAACCUGAAGCUCGCCUGGGCCCAUCAGGUUUGGGCACAGGUGCCUUGUUCUUAAUUUUCAGGUGCUAUAUCAAGCCAUUUUGUCUACCUUAAAUAAACUUCUAGAUAUUUAACCUCCUACUCACCGUAGAUAACAGCAGUUACGGGUCUACCCUGCUUUAAGCCCUUCCCUUAAAACUUUAUGUUUUAGAGUGGGGAGUCUGUGAUAGAGUACUUGCCUAGUUUCUAUGAGGCCAUGGCUUUUCUCCUAAGUACUUCAAAAAAAUAUUUAAGUUUUGUGAUAUAAAGCCCGUUCUUGGGUCCAUUUCUUAUUAUUUUAUGAAGAAGAGUUAUUUCAAAUUUGGCCAAUUGCUUCUGGGUUCGAGAUGGGGACAUGUUGUCCACUUCUGUUUUCAGCUCUAGGGCCUUCUCUGGAACAGACCCACGCAAGCCCUUGGAGGGCUUCCUCAGACUCUGUGCUGUAUUCAUAGGUGCAUCAAUUAUGCUGAUGGAGAGGACCUUGUUUCCUUGGUAUCCUACAUCCUCUCUGCUUCUGUCUCCUUUUCUGCAUGGUUCUCUAAGCCUGGAGGGAGGGAUUUGAUGGAUACAUCCCAUUUAUGGCUGAGUGUUUCUUGUAGGUCUAUAUAGUCCUUCCAUAAGCUGAAGGAUAAAGCCUUUCUGAAGAUGGCUUGAGUGAGGACCUGAUCUAUAAGAAUAACAGAAUGUCAUUAGAAGUCAUUUUAUUGCUACAUUUAUUUUUGUUUUUAGAACAGUAGAAUUCCAUUUUACCCUAAGUCUCUGGGCAAUCUAGUCUCAGGUCAACCAAGCAGUGUUAAGUAUGGGUUCCAUCAAUAGGUUUGUAACUGGGUGGAUAUUUAUCCUUCUCUUUUGGUAGCAUGCAGAGUAUCUUUACCUUCCUGAACCAAAGACUCUACAAUAGUGGUCACAACCUGUGAGUCAUGAUCUCUUUGAUGGUCAAACAACCCUUUCACAGGGCUCACCUAUGACUAUUAGAAAACACAGAUAUUUACAUUAUGACUCAUAAGUUGCAAAAUUACAGUUAUGAAGUAACAAGAAAAUACUUUUAUGGUUGCAGGGGUCACCAUAGCACAAGAAACUAUAUUAAAGGGUCACAGAAUUAGGAAGGUUGAAAACCACCGCUGUAAACCUAACCUCUGUAGUCCUAUGGAUUGUAGCUUGAUUACUGUUGACUUAAUAGCUUAUAACCAUUUACAAGUGAAUACAUACUGUAUUUGUCUUUUUGAAUCUGGGUUACUCACUCAAGAUGGUUUUCUCUAGUUCCAUUCAUUUACCUCUGAAUUUCAUGAUUUCAUUUUUUUAAUGGCUGAGUAAUACUCCACUGUAUAAGUGUACCAGAGGGACCUCUAGAAUGUUUUCAAUUUCUGGCUAUAAUGAAUAGAGCAGCAAUGAACAUGACUGAGCAAGUGUCUCUUUGUGUAUGUUUUGUUUUUAAAGAUAAGUUAAAAAUGUUGACAUUAACUUAUAUCUGCUGGGAGAGGGAAAAUCAGUUUUCUCCAAUAGUGUAACACUGGAUAUAUGAAGCCCUGAAGGACAGGCCUUAUGUUCAGGAGUAGCUGACCAUCAGCUUUUUGGUGUGUGUGUGUGUGUGUGUGUGUGUGUGUGUGUGUUUCUUUUAUUUGGUUAUAGUUUGGUGGGGGGGGGUUGUUUUCUCUUGUUCUUUUUAGAUGUGGUUUUAUUCUUUCUUGGUUUGGGGAUAUUGUUAUUAUAUUGGGUUUUACUUGUUUUCAGAGAAUUAAUUUAAAGUUAGACAGGUAGUAAUUUAAGAUCUAGGGAAAAGAUCUAGAAGGAUUUGAGGGAGGGAAAAAUAUGAUCAAAAUAUAUUUAAAUUUAAAAUUGUUUUAAAUUCUGCUACUGCUACUACUAGUAGUAGUGGUGGUGAUGGUGGUGGUGGUGGUAGUAGUAGUAGUAGUAGUAGUAGUAAUAGGAUAAAAAGAAAAAUGACAUUAGGGUAGCUCCUACAUAGGACAGGCAGUCUCACUCCAUCCCCACUGAUGUAACAAAAUACUAUAGACUGAGUGAGUUAUAACGAAUGGACAUUUAUUUCUCACAGUUAUAGAUGCUGAGAAAACCAAGAAUAAGGUCUCAGUGAUUCUGUGAGUAGGAAAGGCUCUCUGCUCCAUGGAGGGGACCUUGCUGUAUCCUCACAUGGUGAGAAGCAGGACAGAUGUCCACUGUGACCCUGCCUGGAGGGAUGGAAGAGGGAGGCAUCCUUGGGAAAUGUCUCUUAUGAGAGCAUUUAUCCACUUCAUGAAGAGGAGGACCAUCUCUUCAUAACUCAUCCUGGGGUUUAAUUUUGACCCACUGACUUUGAAACUCACAUGCACUUGAACCUUGGCACUAUGUGCCUGGGUGAGGCAGGUGGACAGCAGCUAAGACCCCAAGGAGAAAACAAGCUUUGCCUUUGUAUAAGAUCAGCAGUUAGGAUUUUGUCCCCCUUAAAUACUGUUGCUUUUGUAUUGGGGGUCACAGACCCCCUUCUCUUCCAACUCUUCCUGAGAUACUUAACUUUUUAAAAUCGUAGUCGUCCUACUGUGCUGCAGAGCACUAGAAAUCCUUGUGGCUAAGCUUGCCCCAGUCACAUAGCACAUUGUGUUACUGAGUUCCCAGAAAGCAGAAUGGGCUGAUUGAUAAGAACUUCAGUGAUUGUAGAGAGCUGGAAUGUAGGUGGAGAGCAAAAUUACCUACUGUCUUGACCUACCUCGGCCCCUAGGGGGCAGUUUACUGCCUGCUUCUGUGUCCUGAGUCCUGAACUGGGUAAGCGUUAGCAGCAAGGAAGGAUGAGCUUAUCCUCGCAUGGCUCUUGACUGAGGGUGUGAAUAUCCUCUCAUGGCUCUUGACUGUGGGUGUGAAUAUCCUCUCAUGGCUCUUGACUGUGGGUGUGAAUAUCCUCUCAUGGCUCUUGACCGUGGGUGUGAAUAUCCUCUCAUGGCUCUUGACCGUGGGUGUGAAUAUCCUCUCCUGGCUCUUGACAGUGGAUGUGAAUGUGACUAGCUGCUUGAGAUCUCGCCUUGACCCUUUUCAACUGUUAGGUGAAGUCUUUUGAAAUGACAUACAGGCCUCUACCUUCCACUGAUGUAGAGGCUAAGCACACCAUCCUUCCUGCCUGAUGUUGCUAGCAAUGUAUUUGAAAAGAGCCUUGAUUUAUGACUUUGUUCUGUUACUGUAGAAACUUCAUGAACCUCUUACCACAUUAGAACAUGCCAUUUGAAAUAAUCUGCAUCCUUGUUCCUGGACCAUGGUCAAUCACAUUUGUUUCUAGAGUUAACUCUCCAGAGUAGACUACCUUUGAGGUAAAAUCUGGUGUUUUGUUUUGUUUUGUUUAUUCUGUUUUUUUUCCCAACACACAUAUAUCAAAUUACAACACCAAAAAAAGUACGUGACUACUAUGUAUCAAUUUAAAAAUCAGCAAAGGAAACAAAACCCAUUGCAGAGCUACUCAUUCUAUGGGAUUCAUUCUAGUCUGUAUGGUCCAGUAUGGUGGGGAACCUAGCUACAGAGCCAUUGACAGUUUUGUUAAGGCCAUGCCUCCUUACAGAUCAACCACAUCCCAUAUAAAUGAGCAUCUAUAUAUGUUCAGCACAAAUUGAACUGUUGUGAUAGGUUGUAUAUCCAUGGAUAAAGGGGAAUGCUUUAGUGUUACAUAUAGCUUGCUGUCUUAGUUUUACUAAGGGUUUUACUACUGUGAACAGAUACCAUGACCACAGCAACUCUUGUAAGAACAGCAUUUAAUUGGGACAGGCUUACAGGUUCAGAAGUUCAGUCCAUUAUCAAGGCAGGAGCAUGGCAGCAUUCAGGCAAGCAUGGUACUAAAGAGGACCUAAGUUCUACAUCUUCAUCUGAAGGCCACUUGGAGAAGACAGACUUCCAAGCAGCUAGGAGAAGGGUAUUAAAGCCCACACCCACAGUGAUACACCAAAUCUAACAAGGCCACAUCUACUCCAACAAGGCCACACCUCAUAAGACUGACAUGCCCUGGGCCAAGCAUGCCUUACCUCUUAUAAGGAAUAAAUAGAAUACCUUUUUGUGUACUUCAAGAACACACUAGAACUACACGUCUUCAGUUGGACAUUCUACCCAAGGACUUAGACUAAUGAGACUUGCAAAGCUGUUGCUGCUUUUCAUCUUCUGACAAGGGCAGUGUUUUUGUUAGGGUUUCUCUUGCUAUGAUAAAACACAAGGCCCAAAGAAACUUACUGGGGGUGGGGAGAAUUUGUUUCAUUUUAUACCUUAUAAGUCCAUCAUUGAGGGACACCAGGCUGGGAACUCAGAGAAGGAACCUGGAUACAGGAACUGAUUCAGAGGACAUGGAGGAGCACUGCGUACUGGCUUGCUUCUUAUGGCUUAUUCAGUCUGUUUUCUUAUAGAACCCAAGACCACUAGGUGUCCCCAGACACAAUGGACUAGACCCUCUGCCAUCAAUACCUACAUGAUCAGGUAUGGGAGGUGAGGGUAGAGGGAGACAGGAGAAAAACCCUGAGGGCCAGCAGAAUGAAUGGAAAUAUUCAUCCUCAAGGGAUGAAAGGUGGGGGGACUCUCUAGAAAGUACCAGAGACUUCGGAGGUGAGAGACUCUCAGGACUCAAGUGAGAGACUUUAGAUGAAGUGUCCAAUACUGGGAAAAGAGAACUCAUAGAGAUCACCUCCAGUAGAAAGACAGGGCAUCAAUUGGAGGGAUCGGGUUGCCAUCCCACAGUCAAAAACUCUUACCAGAAUUGUUCCUGUCUAAAAGAACUGCAGGACAAAAAAAAUGGAGGAGAGACUGAGGGAAAGGAGAAGAUCCAGAGACUGGAUCAAUUUGGGAUCCAUCUCAAGGGGAAGCUCCAAGGCCUGACACUAUUACUGAUGCUGUGGUGCUUACAGACAGGAGCCUAGCUAGCAUGACUGUGACAGAGGCAGAUACUUACACAUAACCAUUGGGCUGACCCCUGUGAAAGGGAAAGGCUGGAAGAAGCUGAGGAAGAGGACAACCCCAUAGGAAGACCAGCAGUCUCAACUAACCCAAACCUGAGCUCUCUCAGACACUGAACCACCAACCAGGCAGUAUACACUAGCUGGUCUGAGGCUCCUGACACAUACAUAGUAGAGGACUGCCAGGUCUGGCCUCAGUUGGAAAAGAUACACCUAACCCUCAAGAGACUUGAGGCCUGAGAGAGUGGGGAGGCCUGGUGUGUGUAUGGGGGGGGGGGCAUCCUCUUGGAAACAAGGGGUAGGAGGAAUAGGAUGAGGAACUCUGGGAGGAAAGAAUGGGAGGAGGCCAACAUCUGGACUGUGAAAAAUACAAGUAAUAAAUAAAUAAAUAAGAAGGUGACUACCUGAAUUAUUUAGGCAUUUGCUCUAUUGAAUUUCCCCCCUCUCUGAUGACUAUAGCUUGCAUCAAGUUGACAUAAACCUAGCUGGGACAGGCAAGGAUAAGCUGGGAUACUCCAAGCACUGUCUCCAACCUCAUUUAUGUUGAGUACUGACGGGCCUGGUCUGAGGAUCAUCACAGAGGAAAACUCCUGCAGAAUAUCUGGCUCCUCUCAGACCUUGGUUGAAAGCUGAUGCAGAAGAGUUAGGAACACUGGAAGCCCAGUGUACUAACAUACACCAGGUAACCUUGAACUACUUCCUCAUGGAUAUACAUUUGCUCAUCUGUGAGAUAGGAUGGUCAUACAUCAUUCUAGCUGACCUUGAAGAAUGGCUGUGAUGAGGACACUGGUAAACAGAUGUGGGCCCCAUGUUUCCCGCAGCAGGAUCUUUCUUCUGUGGGGCUCACAGCCCUCUGCUCUGGCAUGUGUCUUUCCCUGCUAAAUCAGAAGCUCAUCAUAAUUGUUCCUGCUGCUCCAUUGUGGCAGGGACUGCUUUGACAAAUUUUUACAUCCCAUGGAUUUGUGUGAUUACAAGUAAAAUAAAGUGGUAUCUCAGGAUGGGGGUGUGGCAGAAGGUAGUGCCAGGGUUUGGGAAUUCUGAGUGCCUCCGUUAAGGAACAGGGAUCAAGUGUUAAGGCAAGUUGACUAUGUCCACCUGGAGACAGAAUAUCUGAAUAGAGUAGAAAAUGUGAUUUCUGUAGCUGGAAGAUCACUGUGGCUUCACCAAGGUGGUGUGUUGAAUUAUGAACACAUACUUAGCCAUUGUGUACAUGGAUGGAUUCACAUCAGUGAAAAAAAAAACUACUCAACAAACAUAGAACAGAGAACUUAGACAUCAUGUUUAGAACGUGACUUUCAAUAGCGUUAAAGGCCUUCUCUGCCUGUUAGUUGUGCUAAGACUGAACAGGGAUCAUUGAACAGUAUUACAUGCAUAGGGUUGUAGCAAGUCCCCUGUAGUCAUCAUCAGUGCCCGUGGUCCAGUACCCGCCUGUGCAACACAUGGUCAGAGCUGUGCAACACAUGGGGCUUCUUGUGGUAGGGUGAACCCAGGAAGUAAAGUUGAUGCUACUCUGAGAGUGGUGAGUCAGACUGACGUGUGUGACUUGUGGGACUGAGCAUUUAAUUGUUAAACAGGGAUGGGUCUCAGCGACUGGAAUGUUAGUUACUAGGCCAGUGAUCCUGAGUGCUUUUUGUCUCUUUUUCUCUGCAUUGUUAUCAAGUCAGUCACGUCUUAGAACUGAGCACUGUGGUUAUCUCUCUGGCUGUUUCCCAGAAUUCCCAGUGAAAACGUCUUUUCGGGCAUGUCCAUGUAAACAAGAGGUGCUCCCAGUCUAAGUGGCAUGGCAAAGGCAGGAACAGAAUUUGUAUGGCUCUUCCAGGAGACUCGUGUUUAUCAAAACAUUUUGAAACUAGACAGCUGUACAGAGUGGCAAACUGGAAAUUUUCCAUUAUGUUUAAUGAUGUUAAAAUAUAUCCCUUUACAAAUAAAAUCGGGCUGUUUAUCUAAUAAGCUUGAGAGAAAUACUGUGUUCUGUCUUCUCUGCAAUUAUUCACUGUGCCCAUUCUAUACCCGAGGCUGAGACGGAUCCAUCAGAGUACUGAUCACUUACAUGGGGUCCAGUAUUCCUCAGUCCUGUUUUCUCAAAGUACUCCCUCAACCCCUUUGUCACAUGCACUCCUCAGAUCCAGUGUUUAUGGAGAAGUGAACAGAUGCAGGGUAUGUCACGUGGGAAAUCCUGUAGUUGCUCCUCUUCCCAGUCUAAUUUAAACAGUGAUUUAUUGAAUUCCUAAUACAUACAAGGCAAAUCAUACAGAGUCGUGAGUGGAAUGCUCGUCAUUUUGUCCUUGACUCAUGCAUCACCGCCAUCACCCACAUGAACACGACUGUCUUCAUGGGCACAUGUGCAUGCUUGUAUAUCCUGGCUUGCUCGAUCACUUCCAGAAUGGAGUUGUCUUUGUGCAAGGCACAAGAAUCCUCAAGUAGCAAUACCUCUGUCUUGCGUUUGAUGUGGAAGUAGCUGGGAUGGUCCUGGACCUGAGGAUCUGAUUAUGAGGUUUUGAGAGACUAUACAUGAUGUGAUAUGCUUAUAUGUGUAAGGAGAAACUCAGUAUAGGAGGCUUAUCUCUUACAUUUAAGGCCAUGGAUAUAGAAGACCAAGGGUCAGGCUCUCAAUACUUAGCAUGUGAUUGAAUAACCUACUCUUCAUACCUGUAGUCAUAUUGUCUAGAUGGUAAUAUGUUUUUUUCUGUUUUUUUUUUUUUGAAACAGGUUCUCACUGUAUAGUCAAAGCUGGACCCAAACUCCCAAUUUCCCUGCCUCAGUUUCUCAGAUGCUAAGAUUAUGGUUGUGCCCUGUUGCCUGGCCCAGAUGAUGAUUCUAAAGGCUGGUGAGGCUGAAGAAAGCCAGGAGUGGGAGGAGGUGGCUAGUCUGUCCAUUGCCUUCUAGUUCAGCUCUCAGUGAAGAGAUCCUGAGGCCCAGACUCUUGGUCCACACAGUUAUUCUAGAAUUUUUCCAGGCAUGAGUGGGACUGGAUGACUUUCUCUGGCCCGUGAAGCUGGCCCAAGUCUUGUGUUUCCUUGGGAGUUACUAUUAUCAUGGCAUGAUGUUCUUUCCAGGCUGUCUCCUCUCCUCCUGCAAGGGCAACUGCAAAUGAGAAAUCAUUUAAAUUCUGUCCCUUCUACAUUUAAAUUACCUCACAGUGGCUGGCGUGGCUGUUGGGAAAGAAUUGGUGAAGGGCAGUUGUUGUUGUAUGCUCCGGAGCCCAUCAGGUAAGUGUGCUGGCCAGCCGGGGGGCCUCUGGGGUGAGUGUUGAGUGGGUGGGCGAAUCUUCCUGGGACAACACUAGGUAGACCAUUUUGAUAAAAUGGAACACUGAAUUGGAGAAUUUAGGAGAAAUAGGCUCAUGAGAUGUUCCUGUAGGUAGAAGCUUUACUUAGCACCACCUCUGCCUGUAGCAUGGCUGGGGGACGAGGGAGCAAGGCAGUGGGGUUAGUGUCCACCACUCUCUUGGGUCUCCUGGGGGUGACUGCCACACAGGAGUAGUGAGAAGCAAGCAGUUCCCUCACUACCACCAUUCCUGCUUGGUGGAAUGAAUGAGAAGUGGCUGCCUGACCAAGAGACUGAAUGAUUGCUAACUUUGCUUUGUGCCCAGCUGGAAAGGCAGAUUGCCAUGAGUAAGGGCACUGACCAUGGUAGAUGGCUGGGAUGAUGGCCUGCAGGGGUCUCCCGUUCCAACCCAUGGAACUGGGCAGGUGGCAGCCUUCUGUGUGCCCGUGUGCACUUCUGAAUGGAACACAGCAAGACAGCUGUUGUGAGAAUGAGAGGAAAGCAUCUUUAUGCUGUUGUUUAAUCAGCACUAGGAUCCCUGGGCUUACAGGGUAGAGAAUUUGUUAUGCUUGUGGCUUCUGUCUGUCUUCCUCUCUCUACCACACUUGUGCAUACAUAUAAUACACAGCAUAUAUAUGUAUAUGUAUAUAUAUGUAUAUAUAUAUAUGUAUGUGUAUACAUAUAUAUAUAUAAUAUAGAACACAACUUUAAUAUCACUCAUGCCCUCCCCACACAUAUGUAUUACAUACCUGCAAAUAUAUACAUGGGUGUACUACACAAUAUACAACACAAUCUAUAAAUGUCACUCAUAGCCUCCCAAUAUACAUAUUAUAUGCCUACAUGCAUAUACACAUACACACAUAUAAAUAUAAACAUGUACUUAUAUAGAGAUACACAUACUAUAUAACCAUAUGCUCACAUACUUAACAUGCACAUACUGUAUGAUGUAUACAAACACAUAAACCCUGAUCUUCACAUAUCCUUCAUAUCAUAGAGACCUUUCUAUAAUACACACAUACAUUAUAUUACACACAUGUAUUACACAUAUACAUUACAUACUAUGACCCACAUGUACACACACCACAAUGCCACAUUAGCAAAUAUAUAACCACUACAUCAUUCAUACUAUUAGCACCACACAAAUCUCAUCCCAUAUCUACCACAAGCAUGCAUGUACUGCACACACAUACCUCAAAUGCAUAUGUGCACACACAAUCAGGUCAAUCAGAAGCUUCCAGUAGUUUCUCUUUCCUGCUGUCUUUCAUUCUUCUGCCUCUUUCCAUUCCUAAUGCCAUGGAUGCAGCCAUCACUGUCUCUCCUGGCCAGAAAUAUCAUCAUCUUUUCCACCAAAUGUAAUUGGAAUUGUCCUUAAUGAUAGGGGUUAAGACAGGAGCUUGAAUCCAUGUAAUUUCUUCAGUGUCUAGUUUGUAUGUAAUGAGUUCAACUUGCUGGCCUCCCAACUUCUGGGAAUCCCUGGGGCUCUGCUCUGGGAAGCAGAUGCAACCCAGGCUCUGUCCAUAUGCACAUGGUACAUGCCCUCUGCAGCUUGACCUUCAUCUUGUUAGAUGGGAUGAUUUCUCAUCUGGGAAUUCUAGCAUGAGAAAUGCCUCUCCAUGCUCCAUGUCCUUGAGGGUCAGAUACUCCUGGGCACAGAUGCUGUCCUCGCAGAACUAAGAGAACUAGUUUUCAGGUAAAUAAAAAAGGGGAACAAUUUAGUCCAGGCCAGUCUAGCCCCCAAUAAUUAGAGUCAUUAUUAAAAUAUAUCAUUUUAGCAGUGGACAUGGAAGACUCUGGCAUUAUCUGUUGUUGUGGUCUUAGUCUUUUUUAGGCUUAGGCAGUAUACGUUUGUUUUCUAACCGUUCUGGAAGGUGAAAGUUCAGAUCUAGGUGUCUAAUGACUGCACCACUCCCUUGAAUUUGCUUGAAGAAAACCACCUUUUCUGCUCAAAUGGCAUCUUCUAGACACAGGAUGAAACUGACUUGUCUCCUUUUCUUCUUACAAAUUUAAGGAUGCCACUGCUUUUGGAACCCAGACUUCUAACCAUAUUACCUUGGGCACCCUCUAACAAGCCAUAUCCAAAUUAGUGUCUAAGAAUUCAUCAUAAGAAUUUGAAGGACACAAUUCAGUCUAUGACAAAGAUGAAGUUUUCAGCUCGACUCCUGGGAAAAAUAGGAAGAUGUGAUGUCUUAUUCUGGAAUCCAUCCAGGGAAGCACAGCAAAGUAUAACGGUGUACACCUGUAAUCUUAGCACUUGGAUGGCUGAGGCAAAAGGAUGGGGUUGAGUUCAGCAUGAGCUCCAUUGGGACCUUGUCUUAGAAGCAUAAGGGAAGAUGGGCUGACAUUGCUUAACAGUGAAAAGCACGUGUUGCUUUUGCAAAGGUCCCCAGAUUCAGUUUCCAGCGCCCAUAUGAUGAUUUACAACAGUCCACAACUGCAGUUCCAAGAAACUGAUGCUGUCUUCUGCCCACUGAGGCUACCAGUCAUGCAUGUGGUGCACAUAUUCUUGCAGAUAAGACACUCACAUCUAUAAAUUACCUCAGUCAUGCAUGUGGUGCACAUAUGCAUAUAGGUUAGACACUCAUACCUAUAAAUUAUAUCAGUCAUGCAUGUGGUGCACAUGUGCAUGCAGUCAAGACACUCAUACAGAUAAACUAUCUAAAUAGACAAUGAGAACAAUGGCAGACUAUACCAUGCUCUUCUACUCCUAACCUUAUAAACCCAUAAAACAAAGACCAUGGGAAGUGCAUGGUGCCUCUGCAGCUGUGACUGACCAGGAGUUACCCAGAAAGCAGAGAAUUUCAGAAUGAAGAAGAGCCCACACUUGGGCCUCCUGUGUCCACUAAGUGUUUUCUAAAAGCGUAUCUCACCUGAGGCUGUUGGAAGUGUUAGGAAAUUUUUGUGGUAGCCCUUGAAGAUAGUGUCACCAGUGUCAGACUGUUCCAGGGGAAGAGCCCCACGGGGACUCAUGGGACAGAAGUGCAGAGUCGCUCCACUAGAAAGAUGGCUUGGCUCUUGUACUUUCUUGCUUUGACAUUUAUGUGUGUGUGUGUGUGUGUGUGUGUGAACUGCUAAGUCGGCCACUUCUAAUGGAAUUUUUUGUUAAGGUACAAGGCAAGUACUAAGACUCAGUUCAGUCCCCAAAAUGCACUUGACAGCAAAUGUAACCUUGGCAAACCCUUUCCCCUGAAAUCAAGAUGGGAGGCUCCUGAAAGUAGAUAGAUACAUACAUAUAUACGUACAUGCAUACAUGCAUGCAUACAUACAUACAUACAUACAUACAUAGAUGGAUGUAUGAUAGAUGUACUAUGUAUGAUAGAUAUAUACAUAGAUGGAUAUAGGAUAGAUGAAUGUAUGAAUUAUGAUAGAUAGAUAAAUAGAUAGAUAGAUAGAUAGAUAGAUAGAUAGAUAGGCAAGUUGCUAAGUACAUAAGUACACUUGGUGUUGCUCACAUGUAUCUGUGUCUUAGGAGUGGAUAUCCUACUAGGGGCUUCAUCUCUAAAGGAGACUGAUUCUUCCUCUCUUAGCAGCAACUAAUUGCUUACAGGUUUUCAUCUAGGUUUGAGCUCUGUAACAGAUUUCCCCCAUUCACAUAGGAAUGUCAACUGGUACUUUCUUUGGCUGGUCUUAUUGAGGCAGUCAUGCUGUAAGGAUUUUGUGGUUACAAUUCCAUGUCUUAUAUAGAAGAUAUUAUUUUGUAGCAGACAUCCUGGUCUUCUGGCUCUUACAAUCUUUAUGCCCCUAUCUUCUUUGAUUUUUCACUAAGCCCUAUGGUAGAGAUUGUGUUGUGGAUGUAUCAUUUGGAGCUGGGAACCCCACAGUGACCACUUAUUGAUUUCUGAGGUGGUCUAUGGAUGGAAGGAUAGGUAUUCAGAAUGCUGUUUUAGGAAGUUGGCAGUAAUAGAUUCUCCUCUACGGUCCAUGACCUCACCAGCCAAAGAUAAUUGUUUAGAUACCCAGGACCAGGCGUGAAUUCCCUCCUAUAAAGUGGGCCUUAAGUCCAAUUAAAUGGCUGUUGGUUACCUGUUGCGAUAAAUCUUCUCCCAAAUAUGCCCCGGCAGUGAAAACACAACACAGUUAAUAUGAAUCCAUGCUUUGCGUCUAGAUUGGGCAGAUCUCCCACUAUACUACCAUCUUCCACAUCUAUGAGACCCCUUAGAACUUGCGGUUUCUCCAGGCCAUGUGCUUUUGCUCUGCUAUUCUUCUUCCUCCUCCUCUGCAUUCUCUUCCCUCUUCCAUUUUCUCCUUCUUCUCUCUCACCUUCUGCUCCACCCUCCCUUUUAUCUGCCCAAUCAUCAGCUCUCCUUUAUUUUACAAAUUAAGGUGGGAAGCAGGUUUACAGAAAUCACUGGAGUGCUGACUCUUUCCUUGUUCAUAACCCCUCAAAGGAGAACAGAUUUAACAUCAAAUAUAAUUAGCCCCAGGGCUAUCCACAACAGUUAAAUGUAAAUACCACUAGUGUGUCCUUGGAUGUUAUAUUACUUUCCUGUUGCUGUGAUAAAAUACCAUGGCCCAGGCUAUUUAUAGUAGAAUGGGUUCAUUUGUGCUGAUGCCUCCAGAGUGGUAAGAUCCCAUUACCACCAAGGUAGGGAAGAAUAGCAGCAGGCAAACAUGGCAGCUGGAACAGUAAACUAAGAGCUAACAUCUUAAACUGCAAGCAGGAUUGAAACAUUAACCCAUCUCCACCCCAUGACAUACUUCCCCCAGCAAGGCCAUAUCUUCUAAACCUACCCCAACAGUGCCAUCAACAGUCUACAGACCCCUGGGCCUGUGGGAGGGGAGACAUGCGCAUUCAGGCCACUACUGCUGUGUCCUGCUGUGCUGCUCCUUGUGUUCCGCCUUUUACACGAUCACAUCUAGGCAUCUGUAGCUCAACUGGGUGACAAAACACUGAGAUGCCCCUUCUUUGGGCUCCUUCUCCAGGUAAAUGUGUCACCCAAUUUGAGAUCAACAGCUUCAACAAAUAAAUGAAAAUAGUGCCAGCAGGCAGGGAAGCUAUCCAGGUCAGUAGAUGCAAAUCAGCACGUGGCAAGCAAAGGGUCUUUACAUUGCUAAGUUUCUUUUCAAUUCUUAGGGACAGUUUCAGGUGAAAAGUCAGGGCAAUUAAGCACUCUGUGAGAGUCCAGUUUCUCUCAAUCUCUCCCUCCCCCUCCCCCUCUCCCUCCCCUCCUUUCCCCUCCCCCCACCUUUUCAAUUUGUUUAUUUAGUGUAUGAUUUCCUAUCCAUUUGAUAUCUGGGAAAAUAUAAGGGCCCUAAGCUUAGCGUGGUUAUUAGAAGAAAGGCAUCCAUAGUCUCAACUGCUGCAUACAUGCCAGACCAACACUAGACAAGGUAGGGAAGGGGGCUUUGUCACAAUGGCCACUAGGGGCCAGUGGUAACGCUUGCUGUAAGCCUGUCAAAAGGACUAUAAGCCUUGAAUGUCAGUCCUCUCAUUUGAAAGCCAAGUCAGAGAUUGGGAAUGCUUUUGCCUUUUGUGCUAUGUCUUUUUCAGGCAGUUUAGAGGCAGGCAGAGAUAAUUCCCUUUAGGAACAUAUUAGUGGGAGAUUGAUAUGAAAAUUAAAAAAAACACAUUUUACACAUUCAUAAACUGGAAAUACUAGUAACUCAAAAUGAUUCACAUGGACAGAACUUCACACCUGCACAAGUCCUCUUCACAGAUGAACAGUGUGUGUGUGUGUGUGUGUGUGUGUGUGUGUGUGUGUGUCUGUGUGUGCAAGUGUAAGUGUGUAUAAGAAAGAGUAUGUAUAUGAGUUUGUGUGUAUGAAUGUGUACUCGUACACAUGUGUCUUAGAAGAGAACAGUGAGAAAUAGGAGUGUGGAAUUCAGUGAUGAAGGGACCAUUCUCAUAGAUAUAAGAGCAAGUUAGAUUCUUAGCUCAAUUUUACCUGUUAAAGCAGGACCCUAUAAGCUUAUAUGGGUAUUAAAUUAAACAAUAUUUACAGAGACAUGUGAAGUGUCAAAUAAAGGAAGGCGAAAUUUAUUGACUUGGGUCAGAGUCUCUGUGGUCUCUGAGUAAGAGGAAGACUCUGAUAUCUUUGGGGACAAAAGUUCUACCCACUUCUUACAAAAGGAAACAAGUAUGCAUCCCAGUGAUGGAAUGAGUUUAGUACCUGGCUGGGUCUCCUUCCUGUUCUCCCGUGCCCUCAAAGCUGAUUCAGCAGGGCUCAGCUACCAGCACCCUUUCCCACAAGGAAGCUUGCCUCUUCAGGUUUAGCUUAUUUCUCAGGGAUUGAAAAAUUCUCUGUGGUCAUGUCUCUUGGUAUCACCUUGAUGUUAUCUUUGCAACACUCUGAAUUGUUUUCUCUAUGUGACCUUAGGACAAGAGGCAGAACAAAAUUUAGUGGCUGAGGAAUGGGGUGUUUUGCCCUUGCAUUUGGGAUCACAGAAGUCCCCGACUUUUCUGAGCUGUGUAGCCACUCACUAGGCCCUCCAAGGGAAUUUGCAUGAAAGAAGAUGGUUUAAGUAGAAAAAAAAAAAAAAAAUAUAUAUAUAUAUAUAUAUGUCUGUUUUGAUACAGAGGCCCAAAUGCCUGGUUCAAUAUGCUCACUAAAUUGAACUUGACCUGCUUUCCUGUGGGUGAGAAGUUGGGUCAGAAUUGUCUCUUUUUAAAAUGUGUUGUUGGAAAAAUCAACAGAUUUAGCAGUUCAUGAGAAUCUUCCAUUUGUCCAAAUGUGCUACUUUAAACUCCCGAACAUCACAUAAAUGAGGCUCCAGGGAAAAGCCUAACCAGAGAUUACUACAAAGUGAAGCACACGGCUUUUAGACUGAAUGAGACCAGGAAAAUUGUGCCAGUAAAGCAAAAAUCCUACCCAACACCUUCUAUUUUCCUGUACUGAGAAUAGAACUGAGGCCCGUCUUGGUAGGCAAGUAUCCACCACUGAGUUACUUUCCUGUGGUGGUUCGAAUAAGAAUGGCCUCCGUAGGCUCAUGUGUUUGAAGGCCUGGACAUCAGGAAGAAGUAUUACUUGAGAGUGAUAGGGAGUUCUGGCCUUGUUAGAGUAGGUGUGGCCUUGUUGGAGGAAGUGUGUCACUGGGGGUUGGCUUUAGGGUUUCAAAAUCCCAUGCCAGGCCCAGUAUCUUUCCCUUCCUGCUGCCUGUGGAUCCAGAUGUAGAACUCUCAGCUAUUUCUCCAGUCCCAUGUCUGCCUGCAGGAUACCAUGCUCCCUGCCUUGAUGAAAAUGGACUAAACCUCUGAAACAGUAAGCAAGCCUCAGUUAAGUGCUUUCUUUUAUAAGAGCUUCGUUAGUCAGUGUUCACACUUACUAAGACAAUUUUAUCCCUAUUUUUAUUCCAGUAACAUGUUUCUGGAAAUUUCCCAGAAGCAGAAGGGACCUUGGGAACAUCAGUGUGCCCCUCAUCCAAGGCUCUAUUGCCAAGUGGCUGGCUGCAUCUAUUGGCGUUAGUGAAUUUCGUGUAUACAUUGCUUCCUAUCCUUGGGUUUUAAAGGAAAUAGAGCCAGGGGGCGAUGGCGCACGCCUUUAAUCCCAGCACUUGGGAGGCAGAGGCAGGCAGAUCUCUGAGUUCAAGGCCAGCCUGGUCUACAGAGUGAGUUCCAGGACAGUCAGGACUAUAAAGAGAAAAACAAAAAAAAAAACAAAAAAAAAAAAAAAAAAAAAGGAAAUAGAGAGCAGUCUGCAGCAGAGGUCAACCUCAAUGAGGAAACCUGGGCCUCCAUAGGUUCAUAUAUUUGAAUGCUUGGACAUCUGAGAAAUACCCAUCCUGCUAAUGCAGGAGUUCUUGUACUCAUAGAGACCCAGGUACAGGGAGGGAGGUGGUGCCACUAAUCCUAGAUUUUACUAAAUAUAAGAUUGCCAGUUUCUAGGUAUGCCUGUUUCAAGACAGAUCACUUUUUCUGUGAAAUACUGCCACGUUCUCUCUUGGACAUAUACAGACCGGAGAUGUAUCUGUGGGGCAGAGAAGGGAAAGAGAUAGGCAUGUGUGGAGCCCCAGAUGAGAACUUAAAAGCAUUCAGUGGGUACUAGGGAGAGUUGAGACUCAGAGCCCAAGCACUGCUCUAGGGCCUUUCUGGGAACCUCCAUCACAGGCCACUGUGCCCUGGGUGCACUCUCCAGGUUAUAGGCAGCCUGUGCCUUCAUGCUGUCUUCAGUAGAGGGUGGAAAGAGAGGUAGGGUCACAGAAAGGGUAAGCAGAAAAGAGUGGAGAGCCACUUCUGAGAUUCAGCACAGGAAAAGAUCCCCCGGCCCCCGCAUUUUGAAGUAUAAUCCUAGUGGUCAGUGUGGAGCCCUGUUGAUAGGUGUGUGUGUGUGUGUGUGUGUGUGUGUGUGUGUGUGUGUGUCCUAAAAUCUGGAGACUCAUGAAAUUGUACAGGCUGGAACCCUUACCACUGCACUACAGCUAAGUUGCAUUAACUGAUUUCAAGCAAAACAGUUAUCCCAUAGUCCAGUCACACUCCAUCCCACUGUAGUUUAGAGGGUUGGUUAAACUUGUCCCUAGGUACCACACCCAUCUCAACCAUGACGAGGGAGCAUUAGACCGAGUUGUAGACAUAUCCCAUUGUAUCAUGCCUCUCUAAGUUCAGAGCUUUUGCUCAUGCUAAAAGGUAUCUUUCCAUAAAAUUAAAUUUCUAAUUGACGUAUUUGUACAUAUUUAUGACUAUUACAGAUAAUAAACUAUACGUGCUGUGUAAUUGUCAAUUCAAGUGAUUUCUAUCUUGUAUUAGUGAGUUUUCUAUUGCUAUGAUAAAACAUUAUGGCCAAGACAACUUAUAAAAGAAAUUUGUUUAACUGGGUUUACAGUUAAACAAGAGGGUAAGGGUCCGUGAUGGUGCAGGGACGCCAUGGUAGCAGAACAGCAGCCGAGAGCUCUCAUCUUUACCCACAAACAGGAAGCAGAGAGCAUACUAGGGAUAGUGGGGUGCUUUGAAACCUAAAGUCAGCUCCCGUGACACACCUCCUCUAACAAGGCCACACCUCCUAACCCUCCAAAAGACCACCAGUUGAGGACCAAGUAUUUAAAUAUGUGAGCCUUUGAGCGCCAUUCUCAUAGAAAACACCAGACAUCUUCAAAACGUUUGACAUUUCAUGUGCUGGGAACCUUCAGACCUUCCAGGUCCUGCAAAUUACAUCCUGAAUAGUAGUAACCCUCUGUAGAUACCCACUGUGCCGUAGAACGCUAGAGCCAAUCCCUCCUCUAUAGUUGUGCCAUCAUCCAUCUGUGAGGAUGUGAGUCUCCAUGGGGUUCCUUCUGAUCUGUCCACACCAGGGCCUUGGCACUUGCCACAGAUGGUCACAGCAGUGUUCCUGUGAUUCAGGUUUUCUGUAGAAAACUCCUGAGAUGAGGCCAGAAGCCUAAGCCAGCCAAGCUCAGGCUGCAAUGCCAGUUCUGUUGUUCUGUGUGGAGGCCUUAGAGCAUCAGAACCAGGCACACAGUGGCUUUUCACUUGAGCUAUAGCUCCUGGUGCCUUGAAUAAGAGACGAGGGGAUGGCUCCAAGAUUGCUGUGCAGGGAGGGUGAUGUAUCGAUCUUAUUUGUGGAGAACUUUGAGCCAUUAGUGACUUAAGGACAAUAAAUAACAGGAGUCAAAUGCAAUGAACAAAGUUUUUUUUUUUUUUUCAGUUUUAAGAGUGUUUUGUGAGUUUAGAAAAAUUAAAAGGAAAAUGAUUUUUACUUUUUAUCAUUUACCUUAGGAUUUUGAAACAGCACAGAUUAAUAUGGAAGUUGCCUCUUCACUUGCUCCGAGCAGUCAGCACAGUUAGUGGCAAGACACUUUGUGGCCCAUAAAUCAGAAAAUGGGAGCUCCAGUCACUGUCCACUGAAUGACCUGGAAGGUCAGGCUCCUCUGAGCAGCAUUUGUCUCCUCUAGAACACAAUUUCUGGUUAUGUAGAUUAGUAACUUUCAGCUCUCCAUUCUCGUGGUCUGAAACCACCCUUCAGUCAGAUCUUACCCACAAAGAUGGCUGACCUUUCUCUAGCUAGAGGGGUUUCCUGAGGUGCCUAGAGCCCAGUGAGCUGGGCUCCCAUGUUAAUUCUAGACCAGGGAGCUAGGAACUCCCUGCAGUGGUUCCCCAGCUCCCAGCAAGGCUUGGGUUCAGGCUGGAGUAAAUUGACCUGAAGUCAUUGUAGUACUUUAGUACCAGAGAGAUGACAGUUAGCUUCAAAUGUCCGAUAAGUAUACAAAUAACCACGACUGUGUUCAUUCCUUCAUUUUUCUAUAAAAUAUUUUUGCAUAUGUGAGGUAUCAUGUGUACCUGAGAGCAUUCUUAAUCUCACAGCACAAAUCUACCCUAGCAGUAACUUUCCUUCUAAUGUGAAUCUUGGCAUAUAUAACGUGUAGUUGAAUACCAUUAUUCUUUUCUAGCAAAAUGAAGAAGAGCACACUGUUAGCACAUGAAGCUUGUAUGAUACAGAGGCACGUCACAUAUGUACAAUUUGUCAUCACACUAUGAGAACCCUGAACCUUCCCUGUGUAGAUGACAACUUUUUUGGAGUAUAUGUGUGUGUGUGUGUGUAUACACGUAUUUUUAAUCUAAAUUUAUAAUAAUAACAAAUUUAUUAUGUUAUAAAUAUUUAUAUAAAAGAACCUCCUAUACUAUGAAUUUAGGAUUUACAGGCAUUAUGAUUUCUCUUGGUUUCCAGUCAUACAUUUAAAGUAGUUCAAUAAUCUCAUAUUUCCUAUUUACACUCCCAUACAAUGUUCUCAUGUGCAUAUUCUCUCUCUUUGCCUUCCUCCCCCACCAGCACACAGAUACACACACACACACACACACACACACACACACACACACACACACACACAAUUUACCCAUAGAAAAUCUUAGCACAAACCAAUUUCCUGUAAUUUGUUUAUUUUUUAAAAUACUACUAUUACUCCAAUAAUGAAGCUUUGUGCCUUUUGAGAAAAUAUCUGCAUGUCUGUGAUGGCACAUUAAGUGCUAGUCUGGAUGAAAACUGCUGGAAACAGUCCAGCGCUGUCUUGUGGAGCCUCCAGCUGUUUAGAACUGCAUUCUGGGGGUCCUGAUUUCUGGGGCCUCCUGCUGCCACCUGCUGUUGGAAGGGAGCCAGUCAUUGCUGGUCCUGUAGGCCUGUCUGACUGGUGUGGGCAGAGCACCUUCCCCCAGCCCCAGUGCCCAAGAGCCACAGGCAGGCUCUGUCCUUGCAUCUUUUGCACCCAAAAGCAAGCAGGAGGCUGACUCAGGUCCAUGCUCUGCCUUGGUUCUGCCCCAGUGCCCCAGUGAUUGUUCCUUAGGAGAACUAAUUGUAGGGUGGGGUUGCUGGUUGUAUCCACUUUCUGUAACAAUUUGUAGAAGCCUAAUUCUGUUCUUUUCAGAUAAUGAAAUUGCAGGAUAAUAGGCAGUAUUCGAGGGGAGGUGGGAGGGAGGAAGAGAGAGAGAGAGACAGAAACUGAAAUUGAGCUUGAUUUAUUUCUAUUUCUUGUUUCUAUGCCUAGCAUGUGAAGGCCCCAGAACUCCAUUAGUAGACUGGUAGUACUCUGGAGCCUGGAUUAUCUGCAGAAUGGCUGACUCCUGUCAGUAGAAGUGAACAGUUAGUUCAGCCACCUGCUUGUCAGAAGUCUCAGGAACAAUCACACUAAGCCCUGGGCCUCCUUUCCCUUGGGUAGGACUUAGGUAUGGUAUUGCCGUCCCAACACUCACAGCUUAUACCUCUGGUAAUAAGAAAUUUCUGUGACAAGGAAGAACCUGGAAACAGAAGACUAGACUGGGACCCCGGCCUGGCUCUGUGAAACAAGAACAGGAACCUUGGGGCAGCCCUCAGACAGACUGAGAUAGGCUCUUUUCUCUGUCCUUGCUAGCAGUGUUGCUGGGUCCUAAAAGUCAUAUAGUCCCACAUCCCCAAGACCUCUCUCACAUGGUAAGCUCUAGACUUGGCAUCCCUAAGAUGCUCAGUAUGCUAAAUACACAGGGUAAGACUGUGACACAAGGGUCCCUAGAAAUAGAUUGGCUCAGAUGGACCACAAUCUGCUUGUCUGGGUAGGCCUCAGGUUCAACAGGUCAGAUUUUUACAGUUUCUGGGGUUCUUUGUCAAGGAGUAGACAUACUCUGAACUUCCACAUCAGCCCAGCCAGGGACAUUCAGGUCCUAUUCUACAUUCCUACCCAUUGUACUUCCAGCCCUUCCAUGACAUUCCUCACCUCCACCAGGAGUGAUUUUAGCUUCCUCUGGAAUACCCAUCCAUUGGUCUGUCCUUCCAUCCUUCAGUCUAGCCUUAUCUGAAGUCCUGUGCUAAAAAUCUGGUACCCUCUAAUGAACAAAAUCUUCUGCCCAUCUUAUAUUUCCAUUGGGAUGGUGGUGGAAAUGAAAAGUGCCCUAACAUAAAUGCUGACUGUGAGAAGGAGACACAGAGCCAACAUAGCUAGUAUAGAUGGCCGCCCAAAGACUGACUGCUGUUUUUGUGUAUAAAGGGUGGGUUUGUGCUAAUGACACAAAGAAGGAAAAGAAUACUACUUGGGCAACAAGAGCAGUCUGUAGAGGAAAAAUGGCUGGAAUUGAGAACAUAGGAAAUCCCCCCCUGGGGUUUGGGUUGGUGUGGGCUGCACUGGGUGGGGCUCUGCCCUGGGGUAGGAGGUGGAGUAAUGUCUUCAUGGGUCUGGGAAUGCAAAAAACAGUUUUCCCUGCUAUAGGAGAGAGCUCCUUUUGCUUUAGAUGGGAAACUGUUGGCUUUGGCAGUGUGUCAAGUAGGCUGGUGCUCAUCAUCCCAGGAGAGGUACUGUUUGGCCCAGAUAUAUACUUGAGACUCAUUUCUGCCUCCUCUCUACCCUGUGGGUCCAAUCAGACCUGCUGCAUGGUACUGAGAACUUUACUGGUAUAUCCCUAGGUUUGAGUCCUUGAAACCAUGGUAUAGCACUUGCUUCCUAGUCAGCGUAUUAGUAUGCUUUCAGUUAUUGUAACACACAUCAGAAGCAACUUGGAGAGGGAGAAGCUUUUUUUUAAUUUGGCUUUUACUUCCAUGUCACAGUCCAUCAUUGAGGGAAGUCAAGGCAAAAACACAAUCAAACCAGAGGCCAGACAAUGGAGGAAAGCUGCUUAUUGGCUUUUGUUCUUUGCUUUGCUCAGCUUUCUUUUGUUAUAUUAACCAAGGACCACCUGCCCUCCCACUUCAAUCAUUAAUCAAGAAAAUCCCACUCCAGACUUUCCUAUAGGCUUCCCUGGUAGAGGCAUUACAUCAGUUGGGUUUCCUCUUCCCAGAUAACUCUAGUUUAUAUUAAGUUGACCACAAACAAACAAACAAACUGACCAUCCCACUUAGUCACAAGUCCUUGCUGUGAAGGGUCUGUGAUGCUGUGUUUCCCAAGUAUGGAGGGUAUAUGUAGGCUCAACAUCUGGAUAGAUGGAUGGAUGAAUGGAUGGAUGGAUGAAUGGACAGAUGGGUGAUAAGUGUUAGCUAACUGUACAAAAGGGAGAGAACAGACUUGGAUUUCAGUCACUAUUCUAUCAUUUCCUGUCUAUCUUAUUAUAAAUAAUUAACAUUACUCUCAUUUUCAGUUUACUCAUCUGAAAGUGGGGCUAAGUUUGAUCUAGUGCUAAUGUUAGAGAAUGACAUGAGGCAGUGUAUGAUAACUCAUGAUGAAGCAUGAGAACUGCAGAGCACGCCUUGUAGUUACUGUGCUGAACAGACUCUGCAAGUUCCAAGAGGCAGCAAGUCCUACCUGAAGUCCCUCAGCACCAUCAACAGGAGUCUGAUGUCUGAUACCCAAGGCUCCCCUUUGGUGAGCAACUGCUCAUGGAAGACAUCUAUUCAUAUGCCUGGGUGUGUUAUUUAUAGUCAUCUGUACACAAAUACCAUGCCAAAUCUCAGCCUGUCAGAACUUUGUGCCAGCUUCCCCAUUGCCUGUAGCUUCUGGCCUAAUAAACAUCAUCUCUGUUUCUGUGAAUUAGGUGUUCCUGGAUCCGAGUUUAAUGUGGGUGCCCUUGCUAACCCAAAGGCCAGAUUGGCUUGUAUGUGAAGUGAUACUAGACCUCUUAGUGCUACCUGUAUCUUUAGGCCACUGCCCUCCUUGGCCUGAGACAUGUUGACUGAAGGAGAGCUCUGUGUUCUGGGACAAACGGUAGUCAACCAGGUAUUUGGAAAAAAAACAAAACAAAACAAAACAAAACAAAACAAAACAAAACAAAACAAAACAGAAGUAAGCCAGCAGCCUGGUAGCUUAAAGGGUAGGCAUUUAUCUUUCUUGCAUCUAAAAGCAGCAAACAGGGCUGGAGAGAUGGCCCCGAAAUUAAGAGUACUGACUGCUUUUCCAGAGGUCGUGAAUUCAAUUCCCAGUGACCACAAUGGUAGCUCACAACCAUCUGAUGGGAUGGGAUGUGAUGCCUUCUUCUGCUGUGUCUGAAACAGCUAGCUACAGUGAACUUAUGUACAUAAAAGCAGAAAACACAAGGUCAGUGUGUAGGUGAAUUUUGUGUCCAGUGAGAAGCUGCUUCUAUCCUUGCUGACAGAUGCCUUCUUCCUGUGUCUCCUUAUGUGGCCUGUCUGCCUUGCAUGUGCAUGGAGUUGAAGAGAACAUUCUUCUUCCUGGGAGAGAGCUAAUUCUGUCCUGAGGCUCCUAUUCUCAUGACUUCAUCUAAGUCGACCACUUCCCAGAAGUCCCUUCUUCAAACACAGUUGUGUUGAGGGACAUAAGCAUUCAUCCUAAGUCCAUCAGGCAGGGGCCAGACAAUGGAGAAUCUUGCUUCCUUCAACAAAUGUUUUCUCAUGUACACGUUAAGAACAAUUAUGGGGCUGUCCAUCCUCAACAGCCUCUACAGCCACACUGACUUAAUUACCACCACCAUAGGCCUACUGUAGCUUGAGCCACCUGUAUCCAAUGUGGGGUAGCUUUAGGCCUCACCACUCUAACUCUUGGGUCAUGUUUGGGGGGUUGGGUCCCUGUGUUGGGGCAUCUUGGGAAAAGAGGUCACAGUUCUCCCUUAGACAUGGAGAGGCCUACAGUUUGCCCACUGGCCCAGUAGACAGUCCUUCAAGCAUGGAGUCUCAAUAGCAAUAGGAGCCCACAGUAGGUGGCCUAUUUCUAGGCCCCCUGCUGACUCUCAGUCAUUGGAGGCCAAGGAAGCAAAACACCCAUUGCACGUGUUCUGCCAUCCUCACACUGUGAGCUAGCAGGGACUGUGGCCAGGCUUCACUGAGCUACACAGUAUUCUUCCAGCAUACCCGAGGCUGGAGCAUGUUUCCUGGGGUCAUCUUCCACUCAACUUAAGUUCUUCCCUGCCUCACUCUUGCUACAGCUUAGGGGCAUCGAUACCUGAGAGAUACCAUCUGUUCUGUCCUUUGCACUCCCCAAACAUCUUCAUAAUACUGCUGUACCAGAGGUUGCUUUUAUCUCUUUACCUGUUGAUCUUAUUCUUGUUGAUGUUGGACAUGACACUUAGAUUGUUCUUGUACUAGGCAUACAUUCCUUCACUUUGUAAUCUUGGUCUGUAAACUCUAACUUGUCUACAGAUACAUUCUUGGCACCUAGAUAGCAAGUGCACAGUGGGGCUUGGUAGUAUUUAGCAAGUGUUUUUUGAGUGAAAACUUUACAACCAUGGGUAGGGAAUCAAGCAGCUGUGGGUAUGCAUCACUUUUUCAAAAAUAUCAUCUGUAAAAUGGUGCCACCUCCAGUCCAAUUGUUGGUAUAAUCAUGAAUGUUAUGGGCCAUGCACCUAUUGAAUUCACCGUGUGUUAAGAUUUCUAAUCCCUAGAACCCUUGAUGUGACUCCAGUGACAUUUGGGUCUUCAGAAUUGUACAGGUGCCCAUCCAAAGCCACAUGUUUCACAUGUACAGUUUCCACGAAACAGACAAACACCAUUUAAAUUUUUACUGUUAUACACAGUUGUAUGGGCAUUGGCAUAUUCAUGGUGGUCACAAGAUAGCUCUCUCCUUCCACCACGUGGGUUCCAGAGAUCAUCUCAGGUUCUGAGAUGUGCAGGCAAGUGUCUAUACCCACUAAGCAAUCUCUCUAGCUCAAGUCAAAAUAUUUUCAAAAAUUGCAUCUAUAUAAAACAUUUACACUCUUCUCUUGACAUCAUUUCCUAAGCACUGUGGUAAGCACAGUAAAAAUUUACAUUGUAUUCAUUAUAACUCACGGACAGUUAAAAGAUACAAAAUAGAUUAUGGGUCUCUGCAUCUCCUUCCAUCAACUACUGCCUCAACUGAACCAUGCUAGGCUCCUAUCUGAAAGCAGAGCAGAAAAUCAUUAAUAGUAUCAGGGGUUGGCUUUCUCAAAUGGGAUGGGUCUCAAGUUGGGGCAGUCAUUGGUAGGCCAUUCCCUCAAUCUCUGCUCUAUUUUUAUCCCUGUACAUUUUGGGUUGAAGGUUCUGUGUGUGGGUUGAUGUCUCCCUUCUUCCACUGGAAGUCCCACCUAGCUAUAGGAGAUGACCAUGCUCGUCACCAUAUUCCCUGGGGCUCCCUGCUCAGGAAGCCUCGUGGAAGAAUGGAGAAUAAAAUUGAGCAAACUAGAAGGGUCAAGGAAGACCUGCAGGGUCAACUAACCUGGACCCAAGGGGUCUCACAGAGACUGAACCAAUAACCAGAGAGAAUGCAAGGGCAGCACAUUUGUAGCAGGCAGGCAGUUUGGUCUUCAUGUGGGUCCCUUAUAACUGGAACUAGGGCUGUCUCUAACUCUGUUGCCUGUCAGUGGUUUCCUACAUAGACUGUGUGGUUGGGCCUCAGUGGGAGAGAAUAUAUUUAGUCCUGCUAUGAUAGAUGUCCUAGGAUGGGGUGGUGCCCAAGGGGAGCUGUACCUUCUCUCAGGAGAAGAGGAGGGAUAAAGGGGAAAGGCAUUUGUCAGGGUGGUACUGAAAGGAGAGGAGGAAGUAGGGCCUGUGAACAGGAUAUAAUGUGAAUGAAUAAUAAAUAUAUUAUUGAAGUAAAAAAAGAGAAAUAGAAUGGCUGGCAUGCUGGCACAUGCCUGGAACCUCAGAUCUCUGGAAGGAGAAAUUGAUGAAUCGCAACAAAUCUGAAGCCAUCCUGUAUUCCCUACAAGCUCCAGGCCAGUCAGGGAUAUGUAGUGAGACCCUAUCUCAAACAAACAAACUAUAGCAGGGGGAGUGUGUGAUAUAAAUAUAAACACUACACAAUGCUAUAAGGGACUUGAACAUUCACAGAAUUCAAAGUCCCUUUGAAAUCUUAGAUUCAAUCCUUUUAAGGUGCAAAAAGGGGCAUUGUAAUUAUAUUAAAAUGAUGCCACAUAGUGAACCCUCAGACAGGCAGCAGACAGGGUCAGAUGAAGAUUUGGUUUAUAGAAAUCAUGAGAGAAGCCAACUUUGCCAGCGCUGUGGUCUUCCACUUCCUGCCUGCAUAUCUAUGAGAGAAAUGCCUGGUGCUGGAUCCAUCCAGUCUGCCGCACCCUGUGUGGCUACACUACCACAGCAAUGCAGUGUUCUGUGGGGAAUGCUCUGGGCUGAAGUGUCAGAACACUGGGCACAUGAAGAUAUGCCCAGACUGGCACUUUCUUCAGACUUUUGGCAGUUGCAGUACAUCUUUUGUUUGUGGAGCUGGAAGCUUAUAAUUUGUAAGCAUGAGUUGAAAUUUGGGAUUAAAUAGAGGAGAUAAAAGGCAAUCACUUUCUUUGGAGUGCAAGACAUGUCUUCUACUGAUGUGACCCAAGCAAUAAAUAGUACUGCUCAUCAUACCUCCUGCCAUGUGCAUGUUUCAUCAUGGAAACAGCACAGUGGGGGAGGAAAGAAAGGGCAGAUGCUGGGGAGCUUGUCCUCCAGGAAAGGAGACAGAAAGGCCAUGAGGAGAGAACAAAACUGAGAGGGCUGCCAGACACCUGAGCUAAGCAGACCUCCUGGGAGUCAUGUGGGACUAGAAAGGGACUCCUACUCAAGUUCUUACACGUUGCUUUGAGGAGAACGUCUUUAGCCAGUGCAGUGCAGUGUUGAUACGGCCUGGUCUGCGGUAUUACAGAAGAGACAGGGAAGAUGUUACACUAAAGGAAAGUUAUGGAACCAGGCUUCAUCUAGCCCAGCAUGUCUCCCACCAGGGCUCAGGAACUCGCUCCAGGAAGGGGUCGGAGUUGUUCAGCCUGUGGAGAUUUUCUCAGAUGGCCUCUAGUGCCGAAGAAGAGCUGAAGAGAACUUUGGUUUUUGGACAGUGAGGAGUAUGUUCUAGAGUUGCUGUCAUGUUCCAACUUUAAAGAGUUGCUGUCAUGAGUUGCUUUAAGUUCCUUAGUUGUGACUGUGCUGAGAAUAAAGAAGAAUACAAGGACCAUGGGACAUAUUGGUGAACUUAUUUGUUCUUGAAGAAUUUAUGUUUUCAAUUUAGAUAACAUUUGUACUCCAACAGUUGGGGCCUGAGACAGGAGGGUUGCUAAUUCAAGGCCAACCUGGACAACAUAGUGAGGCUAUGUCUCAAAAAAUAUAUAUUUACAAUCGUAUAAAUGAAUAUUCAAAACAGGCCACUUCUGAGAGGGAAGGAGCAGUGUUGGCAAUUUUCUGUUCCAGGAGAAUUAGGCAUGUUGUCAGACCAUUAUAAAGUAGAUAGCUUAUGUUUAGAUAAUGAAAGGUCAGCUAGAAAAUGAACCGUCUGCAGUGUGAUAGUGCUUCUUUGCUCCAGAUAUCUCACUGGAUAUCCAUGCUCACUGGGCCCUCAACCAGAUAGAACAAAAUGCAAAAAGCAUUCAUGGUUCUUAAACUCAUUUUAUUCUCCACUCUGAAACUCCACAUUGCCUAUGGAGGGCAAGAUUCAUGAGACCUUGUGACUGUGAAAAGGCUGCCAGGGAAACUGAGGCUAGAACAGAACAUUAACAGGAGGGUCAAGAGAUUCUGGAAGAGUCUGGUGACCCUGCCCAGAGGUGAGGUACUUUGUUACUGGGUAUCAGGCUGCCUUGGAAAAGUCUAUAGUUUUAAGGAGUAACAUACAAGAAUAGUAAUAAACUCAAUGUCAUAAUUUACUGAUUCAAUGAUGACACUCUACUACCCCUUGAGUUUCACUGAAUCCACACUAAAGUCCAGGAGAUAUUCAUGAGUGGCCAGCUCGGCUGUGCAUGUGCAGACUACGUGGUACCAUUCCCUUGUAUGAGUCCUUUGCUUGUGGGAAAGAUCUUCAGGAGCAUUAUUCUUGACUUUACAGUCAAGAGAGAAGGCAUUAGAAGUGAAAAUAACACAGACACAGCAACAGGACAUAGGCAUGAUGAUGAAGCAAGAACUUGUAUGCUUCCAGUGAGAAUCAGUGUCUGAGUGGAAUCCAAGAUGGGAGAUAUCCUACAAGAACUGGGAUCUCUGUUCCAUUUUGUAACACAGACAAGAAUAAAAAAAAAGGAAUUGCCACUAUCACCUAGCUUACUGGAGAGUGUUGGUAGUUUGAAAUAUUGUCUGUCAUGGGGUUUCUAAUGCUAUGUGGUAAAACACCAUGACCAAAACCAACUUGGGGAGGAGAGGGUUUAUUUCACUUAGUCUCCCCCAUUACAGCCUAUCACAGAAGGAAGUAAGGGUAAGAACUGAUGCAGAGGCCAUGGAGAAAUGUUGUUUACUAGCUUGCACCCCAUGGCUUUCUCAUCCUGCUUUCUUACAGCAUCUAGGACCACCGGCCUAGGGUGGCACUACCCACAGUGAGCUAGGAUCUCCCACAUCAAUCAUCAAUUGAGAAAAUGCACUACAGGCUUGCCCACAGGACAGCCUGGUAGGACAUUUUUUUCCAAAUGAUUCUAACCUGUGUCAAGUUGACAUUAAUUACCAGAUAGCACACUGUCUUAGAAAACAUUCAACAGUCACCUAUCAGCUCCUGAGGUCAUAUAUAGGAUUCCAAGAAGAUCAAGUUUCCUAUGAUGUACCUUGGAUCAAACUUCUCUGAAGUCUUUACACAUUGACAUUGAUUAUAUCUUUUCUUUUUCAUGUGUAUGUAGGAGUAAUCUUUGAAAAAAAUCACUAUCUAAAUCCAAAUAUAAAACAGAAAUUUCUAUAUUAGGAAUAGCAUAGAAAGUGUAAGUGAUAUAAAAAAUGGUGGUUCAUCAUAAACUUGGGGGCUUACUUCUUACCUUAAUUCUCAUUUUGUUACAUUGUGGUAUUUUUGAUUAUGGCCAUGAUUUUUCUGUUUCAGUUCUUUUAUGUGUCAAAUUAAUUAGGCUUUAAUACCAAGCCAUUUGGUCAGAAACAUCUGAAUAUAGUUAUAAAAGUUGCUUUGGUUUCUUAAAUAAGUGAUUGAAAUUUAGAUCAGUACAUUUUGAGUAAGGCUCAAUUGGGUAGGCUUCAGCCAAUCAAUUAACUAAAUAUUCUGUGACAAACACACACACAAAAACAGGUCUCCCAAAGCAAAAUGGAAUCUGCCUUAUAGUGGCUUCAAAUUCAGGCUAUAUCUUCAGCUGUUCCAUGGGAAACUCACAAUCUGCCCUUCAUAUUUUGAUCUUGAUUGUUUUCAUAUGUAUGUGAGCUAUUUCCUUAAACUAAGUAGAUAGGUAGAUACACACACACAUACACACACACAGAGAGAGAGAGAGAGAGAGAGAGAGACAGAGACAGAGACAGAGACAGAGACAGAGACAGAGACAGACAGACUGAUGAUACUGCUGCUUCUCCGGAGAGCCUUGGAUAUUGUAGACUUGUCUAUGGUAAGUAUGGUUGAAAAUUGCUGAUUCUGGAUCCAGAUCUCCAAGCCUCAGCUGAAUCUUCUGUAAAGUAAGGCUAUUGUACCAUCUUCACAGAUUUGUCAUGAGGCCUUCAAGACUUCAGACAGUUAAAGCAGUUAUCCAGCAGCCAAUAUUCAAGAAAGAAUGAGUACACUAUAUUUGAGAGAGGAUAUGUGACAAGUGAUGUUAUCCCUUGUUCUCUGAGGAGUUAGAUAUUGUGCUCCUUUGCCUACUGAAGUAAACACUACUGAGUAAGGACUAGGAAAUAAAGUCUCACAGGGGACUGUGUUCCUAAUACCCUUUGUAAAUAGAGCUAAAGUGACAUUUGUCAAACUUUCCAAAAAGGGGGAUGUGCUUCUGUACUGAGUCUCAUAUCAUGGGGCCUGCUGUCCCCAGGAACGUGUGUACUAGGUGCUAAUUGCUACCCUAUAAACACUAGCUACUACUGAAAGAAAUUCUGAGCAUAUCAGCCAGGCUCUCCUUCCAACCUAACAGCUCUGAUUUUUCUCAUCCCCAACUCUUGGGAGCAUGCCCUCCUUCCAGCCAGCUGUGUGUCUUCAGUGGCUAUGGCUGGUGAGGACAUCGGAAGGGGGCUUGCUAGGACUGGUUUUGAGAAAACUGAAAGCACAGUCCAUAGAUGUUCAGGGAGACUCAGCUUUCCCACAAAAGGAGUUGGGUGGAUGAGGAUCCAACCACCAUGUGGUCACCUUUGGACUGGGAGAGGUCUGGGGAUGGGCUAGUGAAUGAAGGCCUCUACCACCAAAUGGUCACUAAGUAGGAGAGGUUAAGGAAGGGAGGGUUAGUGAAUUAGGACCUUGGCCAUCAUAUGGUCAUUGUGUGGCUGGGAGAAGCUGAGAAAGGGGCUACCUAGUGAAGAAGGAGUAGGCCACCAUCUGGUUACUCAGGGGCUGGAAGAGGCUCAGAGGAAAGAUCUAGUGAAUAGGACUUCCACCACCAUAUGGUCACCGUAUGGCUGAGAGAAGCUAGCCAAGGAGCCAUUUCUCUGUACCAAGUCUCUGCCUUGUCAGCUCUCCACCUGGGAGGAGCAGGAGCUCUGCAUUUAUCUAAAUCUCCUUUACUCCCAAGUUGGUCUUUUAUAAGACAGUUUCAUUUUCAAUGCUAAACAUAAUGAAAAUAAGUAGAUUUUAUUGUUUAGAAGAUUCAUAGCAGCAAUAACUUUGCUUUCAUUUCCAUAGAUCUUUAUUCGCAGUUCGACCAGUGACUAGAGAGAGAAAAGGAAAUGACCUGCUAUUUCACUUAAGCUAAAUGCAUUGACUUUUUACAAAAUUAAAUCUUCAGUAAAUUAACUUGUGUGUCUGGGUUUCUUAUAAAAGCCAGGAGAGGUGCUCAUUGUUACUUAUUGUUCACCUGCAGCUUAGGGGUGGCUCUGUCCUCUGUAAACAUUUAUUCCCUCCAGGAGCCAGAGGGGGGGCCUCUGGGCUUUCACCCUGACACUGAGCUAGGGAGAGGUCAGGCAUAGAGUGGUCCCUAGUUCCUGUCAUUCAAGUAUAAGUUCAUAGAAGAGGAUCAGGAUCUUUGAUCCUACUCAGGCUCCGGCAUCUAGAGCAAUGCUGGCAAUAAGUAUCAUAUAUUUAGUUAUAUUUGUUAGAUACAUGAAUCAAUCAUUUACCAAUUUACCCCCAUAGUAUACUAAGAAUGACUGAUUUAAAAACAAAAAACAAAAAACAAGCAACUACUUUACGUUUAAAUAUGUGGUUGAGAUUGCCACUUGCUCUCUGCUUAGUGCAAUAAUCUCUUUAAAGGAACAACUGGCAGCCCAUGAAAGAAGAGCUUGCUUUGAUAGACAUUAAGUAUACCACAAAUACACAGUAAUUAAAAAAAAAUGUGGUCUUGAGGCAAUUACAGACAAAUAGGCAGAGGGAGCUGGGAGACAGACCUUAGUGUGGCAGGAGCUUAAUAUAUAUUAAAACAUAGCCACAAAUCAAUACAGAUUUUAAAUGGAAACUUUAGAAACUUCCUAUAUAGGGGAAAGCUUAUAGAUAAAGGAAAGCAGAACUGGAGUGAUACCAAACCACAUCAAACUGUUAAAAAUAAAGGCUUACCCAUGGAAGACAGGCCUGAGAGCUUAAUCCAGGGAAGCUAAGAUAGGAGGGACUUCUAAAAGAAAGAUUUAAGAGAACAUGUGAUAGAGUCAUUUCAGAAUUAAUAAUCUCAGAUUAAGGGCUCUCUUAGAAAUCAAGUUAAGUGAAAGAUGGGAAUUCCAAGUUAAUAGGAGCCCAGAAGAGCCCAACGGUGGUCAGUCUUCCCUGUCAGCUCGACUUGAUCUAGGAUCUCCUUGUACACUCACUUCUAGGGAUGUUCACGAGAACAUUCCAGGGAGAUUUAACUGAUGGGAGAAGACACAUCCUGAGUAUGGUUGACACUAUCCCAUAGGCCAGGCUUCCAGACUGUUGAAAACAAAGAAGAGAAACAGCACCCGCAUUUCUCCUCCUGUUUCUUGACUGUAGAUGCAAAGUGACCAGCUGUAUUAUGUUCCCACCAGCAUACGUCUCAGUUCUAAUGGACUGAAUCCCUUCAAACUGAGAGCCAAAGCAAGCACCUCCACCCUUAACUUGCUUUAGUCAGACAUUUUACCACAAGAAAAGAAACUAACACAGUAGAUGAAGUAUACAAACAGACAUUUUGAAAAACAGAAAAAUCCCCAGAUUAGAUAGGAAAAGAAAAGUUUCCAAGUCGUUUUUAAUCGGAGCUGUGUGCUUUAGAAAGUAACGAAAUGACCUUUUUGUAAAUCAGAAGGGCAUCUUUUGAACCUAUGAGGGUAGCUGCUAUUGCCAUCCAUGAGACUGAGAAGGGAAGAGGAACUAAUUUCAGCCUGUGGAGUCGUAAGUCAGAGAUUUAGCUAGGCAGAUAUGGUAUGACAUAUGUGGAAAUGUCAGGCAAGUUAGAUGUUGACAAUGCAGAGCUUCAGAGAGGCAUUAGAGCUGAGGGUGACUCUGUAGCCUUCCCUCUACUCUGCAUGCUGUCUCAGGCCUUUAGCAAGGGAAGCAGUGAGGAGUGUGUUCAUGAAAACAGGAAGCCCCAGCUGAGCUCUGCAGUGAAGAUGCAGGAAGUCUGGGUGAACGCAGAAUGUCAAGAGUGCCCAAGGAAGGCAGUGUUUCAGCAGGGGCAUGUCUGUAAUACCCUUGAAGGCUAAUUAAUAUAAGACACACUUGGUGGCUGAUUUUAGAAACCCACGUCAGACAGCACAAAGCUGAAUAGAAAGCCUUCAGAUGCUAUGCUGGUCUGGGACAUUUGGUACCUUACUCAUCUGUCACAUGCCUGUGUCACAGCUAUCUGUGCAGUUCCUAGUCUUCCAACAAAAACAGAGAUGGAAGCCUUCAUUUGACUCCUACUCAAAAGGAAGGACAUAGCAGUCAACCCAAAACACAAGGAAAGGUAGAGUAGAAAAUGUGAAAAAUUUAAGCAAGAUCACCAGCCCACUUUCUAACACAGCUUACCUUUACAUCGACCACUUAAAUCACUUAGGCACUCACAGUUAAAAAGAUCAGAAUUAGUACCUAAAGCGUCCACUCAGCCCAGUAUUUCUCCCAUGGUCACUCAGGGUAAAUAUUACCAGGAAGAACCUCAACCAUCAGAUUCUUAUAGCAUUUCCAUGGGCAUUGGUACGUCUCCAUUCCCAAAGCCUCCGGGAUUUCUGCAGGGCAGACAGUGUCAUCAUUAGCAGAUGGUGGCCAGUGAGCUCAGAGGAUAUGCAGGACAUGAGUCAGUUGUCUCAUCUGAGUGGCUGCUAUGACAUUGACUGGGAGGCCCCUCAUGACUACAUUCUACAACUGAGAUCACAUGUUAAGUCCAGAAAUUCCCCAUCAAGGGUCAGACUCACCCUCCUCCUGAUCUUCAGGGGGCUUUUAAUUUUCUUUUGCUGGUUUUUAUUUUAUUUAAGCUAUUUUGUCAUAUGUCCCUUCCACUCUCCUUCCUUCCUAUCUUUCCUCUUUUGUUCCUUUUAUCCUUUUAUAUUUAACUUCUCAUUUUAAUUAUUUUAACUACAAUAUUAUAUUAUUUCUUCCUUCCUUUUCUUCCCUACAGCCCCUUCCACACACACCCUACUCCCUCUCAAAUUCAUGGCUUCGUUUUCUUUGAUUGUUGUUACACACACACACACACACACACACACAGAGAGAGAGAGAGAGAGAGAGAGAGAGAGAGAGAGAGAUCCUAAACAUAUAGUCAAAACCUGAUCUCUUUGGUUUAAGCCCCUCCUUUGAGGACAUCCAUGUUCCUGUCUAUAAAUAAAUGCUUUGAGAUGCAUUGGGAGGGGGCAGUAAUGGGGGGGGGGUGGAGUUAUCAGAGUGUGCACUACAUGUAGACCUGAAGUGUCAGCACAGCCUAGGCCCUUGAGAGAAAUACAUAUUCAAGGAUUUCUCUAGAGUUUCUGGGGGCAGGCCUUAGACUUUGGUUUCCUGGCCCUCUAGGACUUCUGGUGCCCACCAUAUGGAUAUUGAUUUCCCUGGGUUGCAUAUGGCCAAAAUGACUGAAACCAGAGCAAUUCUGAUCCUACAGGAGGUGCUCCCAAAAGUCAGCAUCUUAGCAUUCCCUCAUAGAAGGAGAAAGAGAUUCACAGGGCUUAUAAGCCUUCAGGGGAUCCUCGCAAGGCUCCUCCUCCUCCCAAGUUUAUGGAGGACUAAACAACUGACUGGGGUGAUACUUGUUGGUCACGUGGCUGCCUGUACUGCCCAGAAGACUUUUCACCCAUGCUGUUGUGCGUGAGCACAGUACAGGACAUGAGACACUGCAAUGGCCCAUGUUAUUCACUGCAUAUAAGUUGCCUUGGGGAGUUCCUUGUAGCAUAGCUGUCUUUGGGACACUGAUGCUCCUGUGAGUUCAUUGGCUCACCAAGCUAGAGUUACAGUCUUGUGUGAAUGCCAUUUUUUUUAAAUCUGAGAUAAAUAUAUACAUGUUUUCUCACAUCUCCUCAGGAAAAGUCACAUGGCAGAGGUAGUUGAAAUUACACUUAAAUAACCUAUUUAUUUCCCUGUUCUCUGCAGUUUUUCUUUCCAAUCCUAAAGUCUCCUAAUUAACUGUGGUCUGGAAAUAUUAUGUGGUAAAAGUCCAUUUUGCAUAAUACUUAUUACAAUUAUCAUUUUAUUUAUUCCAUUUUUAAGAUUGGCUAUGAUUACUCUUUAUCUCUAAUAUAUAAGUUGAACUUUAUGAUAGGUGUGUAUGUUUAGGCUAAAGAAAAUCUAUAUAAUUCAGUUUUUGUGUGCAGUUUCAAUCUUUGAACAUACCUGCCAUAGACAAGGGAAUACCACUUUAUGAGAGAGGAGACAAAGCCGUUGUUAUAGAAAUGUUAGAAAAGCAGAAGAGAAGUGGGGAAAGGAAGAUGUCCCAAGGAAAGUCCUGAAACUGGCUUGCAUCUGACUCGGUUUGGUACACUAAGAGGCGGACAAGAUACUGAGAAAGUGAUUGCAAGUAUUGCAGUGGGACUGUCUACUUGUAACUGUCUGCCAGUUUUUCCUCCAGAGAGAAGUCUGCUUCUUUUGAAUGUUUUAGUAAGCUGGGGUGGACACUUGUCGGUACCUCUCUUCUAGAGUGGCCUUUCCAGCCCCCUUCAUAUCCUAGGGAUAUCUGAUAAGUACAGCCCUGCCCCCCCAUCCCUGUCCCUUACCAAGCUUCCCACCUACAGCUGGGGAUGACUGAUUGGCCCAAGGAAGGGUACCUGAAGGACAAUAAGUCUUUUGAGAUCAUGAAUGUAGUUCCUUGAGAGCUUUCUUCUGGAGUGAUUUAACUGUAGCACAGGAGCCAGGCCCCUAUAUCUGAUGAUCUAAAUUGUUGGAUGAAAAACAAGAAAUAGGAUCAAGAGCAAACCAUAUGAGCACCUCAUAGUGUGAAAGAACUCUGUCACUGCUCUGAGGUCCACCUCUCCCCACCCCUAGUCUCAUCUGCCUUUUAGGACAUUUGUCCUUGCUUUCUUAAAGGAACCCAUGUGUGCUUCUGUGGUCUGUGGUCCUAAAAGAUGUUGGUACAAACAGGUGCGUUAAUGCAAAGUUUCCUGCAUAUCUCUCAGUGUCUGAAAGACUACUUCAUUCGUACACAGAAAGAAAAAAGUAUAACUACUAGAAAGAUAACCUUCAUUCUUUGCAAUCAAUAUGAGAUUUUUCUCUAGAAAUCUAAGAGUACCCAUUUAUUAAUCUGAUUAUUUGAAGAUCGUCUUCCUAUAAGUUCAUAGAGCUUCAUAUAUCCAUAUAAUUUUGAUCAAAUCUGCCUCCAAUCCCUUCCCUACAAUUCAUCCCUUAUCCCUUUCCACUCUCCCUCCCUACUUCAUGUGCUUUUGUUUUUAAAACCCAUAGUGUUCAUGUCAAGCAGCUACUAUGUACAUGGGUAUACUAGAGCAUUUGGAGCCUUUCAGAGGCCAUGUCCCUGAAGAAAAAUGACUCUCCUACCCCAGCAGCCAUCAGUUGCCAGUAGCUCUCUUAGCUAGGGGUGGACUUCAUGACCUCUUCCCCUACCCAUUUGGGAUUUGGGUUAGCUUGAGCUUUAUAGUCUUGUGACUGUAGUCCCAAGUGCUGUGAGUUCACAUGUGCUCGUAUAUGUAGUAGCUCUGCCACGUAAAGCAAAUACUGUUUCCCUACAGAUGUCCGCAAUCUCCGGCUCUUAUUACAGAGUCUCUUCCCAAUCUAUCAUGAUGAACCUCAAACUUGUAGGGAAGAGAUGUGAUACAAAUGUCCCAAUUAGAGCAGAGCAUUAAAUUCUCUUAUUCUCUGAAUAUUGAUCAGUUAGACAUCUCUAUAUUAAUCAUUAUCUACUGUAAAAAAAUAAAGAAAAAAAAAGAGAAAAGAAAGAAAAAGCUUCUAUAAUGAGGGUUGAGAACCUCACUAAUCUAUGAGUAUAAAGAUAAAAAAUUUAGGCAGAAUAACACUAUUGGUUCUCCGCUAGGGCCCAUAAGCAGCACAGUUAAUUAAUAGUACCAGGAAUGAGGUCCAUCUUGUGAACCAUAAAGUCAUAAAGUCUUUGGUUACUGUAUUGCUUGCUUUUAUGUGCCUGUAAUAAAGCAACAUGGCCAAGAAAACUUAUAGAAGGAUAAGGGUCCAUCACAGAUAGGAGGCCUGGCAGCAGAGGCAUGGUGCUUGUACUGGCUGGUUUCGUGUCAACUUGACACAAGCUGGGGUUAUCACAGAGAAAGGAGCUUCAGGUGUGAAAAUGCCUCCGUGAGAUCCAGCUGGAAGGCAUUUUUUUCAGUUAGUGAGCAAGUGGGGAGGGCCCAUUUUGGGUGGUGCUAUCCCUGGGCUGGUGGUCCUGGGUUCUAUAAGAAAGCAGGCUGGGAAAGCCAGAGGAAGCAAGCCAGUAAGGAACAUCCCUCCAUGGCCUCUGCAUCAGCUCCUGCUUUCUGACCUGCUCGAGUUCCAGUCCUGACUUCCUUUAGUGAUGAACAGCAAUGUGGAAGUGUAAGCUGAAUAAACCCUUUCCUCUCUAACCUUUUUCUUGGUCAUGAUGUUUUGUCCAGGAACAGAAACCCUGACUAAGAGUGUUUAAUCAAAGGAAUACCUCUAUGAGAAAGAUGGAACUUCCCAUUUUACAAAAGGACAUGGGGUCACAUGUAAUUGUAUAAUUUGUCCAAGGCCCCACAGGUAAUCUCUUGCCCAAAUGGUACUAAGGUGCUUAAUCUUAAUGGUUAGUUUUAUUAGAUUAAGCAGUACAUGGGGAUUGAUAAGAUAAUUCUCAGAGGCUGUUGAAGGUAUAUCCAUAGAAUUAUUAGGGGGGGAAGAUGGUCCUGUAUGCUGGGCACCUAGAUGGAAUAAAAGGGGUAAAGGGAGACAGUGAUAGAGUGCAGGCUUCUCUCUUUCUCUGCCGAGCUGAGAGUGUGAGUGGCACUAUUACAUGGACUGGGGUCCCAGACUGAAUAGAAUGGGGGAAGACAGGGCUGUAGCAUCAAUUUUGUUGAUAGAGAACUUGACUAGCAUCCAUGAAACCCUGGGUUUCUCUUGCAUUGAGUUAAACCAGAUGUGCUGGCACAGGCCCACAAUUUUAGGAUUUGAGAGGGAAAAACAAGAAGAUCGAAAGUUCAGAAUUAUCACUGGCUACAUACUGAGUUUGAGGCCAGCCUCCGAUACAUGAGAACCUAUCUCAGAACUGGGGGGGCGGGGGGGGGGGAGGAUGACCUGAACACUAUCAUUUGCCUUUCUCUGACCCUUCACCUGCCCAGAUGUGAGCAAGCUGGCUACCACCAUGCCAUCCCACACAUUAUGGGAUGAUCCCCUUAAACUUUCUCCUAUAGCCAGUUUUCAGUUGGGCAUUUGAUCACAGUAACAACAAAAGAAACCAAAAUGUGGUGCCCACCAUGGCAGGCUGACACCUCUAAAACUGGGAGCCAGAGAUACAUCUUCCCUCCUUUCGAAUUGUUUUUCUCUAGCACUGUCACAUCGACAGUACAACGAAUAGGCAGGUUUGUACUGGCAUUGUCUGUAUGAAACAGGCGUGGCAUAUUCUUGAGUUGAUACUCCAGGCAGGGGCAGAAUCCUGCCAGGUUGUAAGCCGGAGAGCAUCCAGGUUAUCCAGGGUGAUCUCUUGGCCCUUCUACUACAGAAGCAAAAAAGGGGUGGGCAAGACCCAUUAUGUGCUCCAAGAUACAGAUGGAUAAAUGGUACAAACCAUUAUUCUGUACAUCUUAAUUUAAAAAGGAAAGGAAAGAAAGGCUGCUAUAAAUUCAGAGUGAGAGAAGCAGUUUCUAAUCAGAAAACCAAUGGAUGUAUUUCAAGUACAAAUACCCAAAGAUCAAAACUCACAGAAAUAUUUUAACUACACCAGAAGCUCUAUCUGAAUUCUCAAGGGAGCAGUUGAGAAAAGGUAUAAAUGCAUAUUUGGAAGGUUAGCUGCAUCAAAUACAGGAGAUGUCUGUGUCCCUAUAUUCGGCAUGGACACAAGAUCAGGUAUCUGCCUGCUGGGCCGACUGCAGCAUCUGGUGCACAUCCUGCGUUACGUAUCUCUAAUAUUGUCUUAGGAAAACACAGAAAAGUAAUUAGCUAUCUAUACUAAUUGUGCCCAUUUGUUGUCCUCUAUUUUAUAAUUAAUACGUUUUUUUGUUUUGUUUUGUUUUGUUUUGAAGCAAUCAGAAGGCACUGUAAUUGGCCUGUGCCUACAGAGUCUCCUCCUUUCAGAGUGUUGCUGUGGUGUUCUCUGACUCUUAGACAUCCUGCUCUGGCUUGUCCCAGUAGGGAUGAUUGUCCUUAGCUUGGCAACAGCAGGCUUGGCGGCAUUUGUGGCUGGGAGCACAAAGGCCAUCUAUGGGACAUUAGGUAUCAGCAUGGUUCUCUAAACAGUUUAUUGUCAUGGUAGAAAAUGGAUGCAUAAAACCAUACCCCACUUCUCAGGGUGGGCCUGACAUUAAAUACCUUUUGCAGGGAGGAAUAUCUAGGAAGGGAAGCUUAUUGGCUAAGCCCUCUGGACCUCUAGGCACCACGUUAGCAUGGAGAACUCUGUUUUGGUCCUACGUGACUGUAGGACAUGUUUCUUUUAUGUGAGAAGCAAAGCAUGUGUUCCAAGUCGGGAGUCUGGCAGGGAGCUGGGACUCACCUAAGAUUCAGGUGUGCCCAGCGAUUCUCUGGGUUUUGACCUGCUCUACCUUACCAAACUUCCUGGCAUAGUUUUACAUCCUGUGUGUGUGUGUGUGUGUGUGUGUGUGUGUGUGUGGUGUCUGUAUGUCUUUCUCUCUGCUGUUUUCUCCAAGUCUGUCUUUCUAGCUGUAACAUCCUUGGGCUUUCUGGUGCUGAAUCUCUGCACAGGUCUCCUUUAAGCCCCAGCAAACCUGUUCCUCUACAGCAUGGCAGAGAGACUGAAAUCCCUUAGGUGCUACUGUUCUAGACUUGACCAUUAAAACUUCUGUAUCUAGGAACUGCUUAUUCUCUAAAUAGACUCAACUAGGGGGUUCUUCAGCUACACAGCACCCCAGGAACAUGCCUUCCUAGGCAGGACACAAGCCAGAGGCAAGGAAAGAUCUCUCUCUCUCUCUCUCUCUCUCUCUCUCUCUCUCUCUCUCUCUCUCUCUCUCUCUCUGUGUGUGUGUGUGUGUGUGUGUGUGUGUGUGUGUGUGUGUGUGUGUUUGUUUUAACUCCCGCCAUUCCAUCUCUGUGCUUCCUCCCUUCCACUCUGCCUACCACUUCAGGCUGCAGUACUUUCAUACAAGCCAGGAUCCUGUCCUUUGCCUCUCCACAGGUGGUUUAUUGUGUGAGAGAUUCACCCCUAGAUCUCUGCUUGGAACUCUUCAGCAACCCAAAAUGCUAAAUUGAGAAACAGAGGGAAUUCCCCAAAGACUCAGGCUAAUGCCACUCUCCUUCUGUGGGAGGGGGAAUCAUUACACAUUUUGCACAGAAGGAAAAAUCCUAAGAAUGGGUUUCUUCCUAGAUGUCUGGCAGCUGACCACAACCCUUCUUCAAGCUCUAACACAAAUAGAUUUCUCUCUGUAAGGCUCUCAAAUUUCAAAGCUUGCCUCUGUGCAGGCCUCCCCAAUCUCCUGCCUAGCAGCCAGGUCCACUGUUUAUUCACGAAUAUAUGGACGCACUCACACUAUGAUUUGCUGCUUGUGUGCUCUCCUCUACUAUGAGGAAGUCAGCGCACUGGCAUGCAUUGAGCACCUAGCAUGAUGCUCACAGUGUGGUCACUGUGGAGUGACUGAGUGCCUUUUCCUAUUUGGAAUGAUGCUCAUUGGCCUAUAUAACUUUAUAUAUACAUAUCAGUUUUUAAGCAGUUGAGUCUUUGAGAGAAAAUAAAGGCCUUUUGGAAAAAAUAUGGAAAUCAUACAGAGAGAGAGAGAUACAGAGACAGACAGAGACAAAGAGAGAGAGAAAAUUAAAAUAGAGUCACCUUAUAAAAGACAACAAUGUCCCUAUUAGACAUAAGGACUAACAAAUAAAAAUCCCAAUGUCAGAAAUAGGUUAAUUCUUUUGGCAUAUAGUAUUUGUCUGUGAAAAUCCUUUGACCUUCUAACAUUGCAGGCUGUUGCACUGCUCCUGGUAACCCUCCAGAACUUGAUGAAUACCUUCCCUGUUGCUGAAGGCACCAUAUAGUUGAGUCAUAGAGCAUGACAAAAUCAAUCUAGUACUCUCUUGGAAGCUACUUGCUUCCUUAGUGCUGGAAGGUGCUAUGUGCGCUAUUGGAGGAGAAAAGGAAUCAUUCCAAGAUGUGAAACUGGAAAGCAACAGUAAUGACUGGCUUGAUAAGACAUGCUCAUUAGUGUGAUAGUGACAUGAACAUCAUAGGAGUCACCAACCUCCUUCUGACUGAAUUUAAGUCCACUUCACAAAAUGAAAUACCUGGCACCAUAUUGGACCAAGAACCUAUAGCUAGAAAGUUCAUAGCCCCUAGGGAGGCACCUAUUGCUGUUAUGAUAUUACAUGGACAUGGUAUUAAACCAACUCCUAAUAACAUGUCAUUGUACUCAUAGAUGACAUCAUUGCAUCUCCCAGCUCUCAUUUGAGAAGCUUCUGUCCUUAAUAGAUGGUGAUUUAACACAGUGACCUCCAAUUGGCCAAGGUGCAGAGAACAUGAGACUGCAGAAUGGUCAGCCAUUAAAAAAAAAAAAAAGUCUCUACAUGCUCCUCCUGUCGUCUCCAUGAUUCAGGGCUCAUUGCAGGAAAGCGAGUGAGCAGAGGUGUAAGAGCCAAAGGUGGUGGAGGACUACCACCAAACGUUAUCUUCUAGACACAGCAGAGCAGCUGCACACAUGGCUCACAGUGGGUGCAAAGCAUGCACCAAACUUGUGUAAGUCGGAUAAAACCUAAUCUUAGCAUGGAGAAAGGAGCUGGCACAUCAUCCACCCUUAACUAUGAAGCUGUUGGCAGUGGUUAGCUGCUGGAGGCGAGAACAUCAGUCUACUUGAAGAGUGAUUAUGCUCCAGUGGAAGACUACACAUCCAAGAAUAUUUUGGCAGCAGAAACUGAUCUUGGUGGGUUUUUUUUAAAAAAAGCAGCAUAAAGAUAAACCCUUAGAUAGACUAACUAGAGGUCACAGGGACAGUAUCCUAAUUAACAAAAUCAGAAAUGAAAAGGGAGACAUAACAACAGAAUCUGAGGAAAUCCAAAAAAAAAAAAAAAAAUCAUCAGAUCCUACUUCAAAACCGAUAAUCAACAAAACUGGAAAACCUGGAUGAAAUGGACAAUUUUCUAGACAGAUACCAGGUACCAAAGUGAGGCUAAGAAACCAUGGUUAGUGUACAUUAUAUACAUUUGGUGAAAUCAACUGAGCAUGAUUGAAAUCCACACUUAAUAAAUAUUAAGCAAAAUGAAAUAGUCAAAUUGGAAAAGAAAAAAAAAAAGCCGGCAGAAGCUCCUAGGUACAGAUACAGGUCAUGGUAUAGCAUGACCACAGGGCUGUUCACAGUGCCGGGCCCUGCUGUGACCCAGGAGCAGCUGGCCAUUUUCAGGUUCCUGUGAUCUUGCUACUGUGGUGUGUGUCAGCAGGAUCUAGGAAGCCACCCAACUUCCGUAGAUUCAGCUAUGUGUGUUCAGCUGCUAAUUCCAAAAUUUAUUUCUGGGGAGCACCUUUCAGAGGUUUUAUUUCAGGAAGGAAGGAAGCCAUUCACAGCUGUCCUCCAUUGCAUAUGGCUGAUGGCUGUUUUGGGCCCAUCUCCAUAUGCUCAUUUUUGGGUUGUUUGUUUGUUUCACUCUUACCUUGUGCUGUUACUUUUUUUUCCCCAGUUUUUAUUGGUUAUUUUAUUUAUGCACAUUUCAAAUGUUAGGCCCCUUCCCAGUUUCCCCUCCACAACCCCCCUGUCCCAUCCAUCCCCCUUCCCUCUGUUUCUAUGAGGGUGUUCCCCUACCUGCCCCCUCACUCCUGCCUCAGUACCUGGCAUUUUCCUACCCUGGGUCAUCGAGCCUCCACAGGACCAAAGCGCUUCCCUCCCAGUGAUGCUUGAUAAUGCAGUCCUCUGCUAUGUAUCCAGCUGGAGUCAUGUUCCCCUCCAUGUGUACUCUUUGGUUGGUGCUUUAGUUCCUGGGAGCUCUGGAGGUUCUGGUUGGUUGAUACUCUUCCUAUGGGGUUGUAAAACCCCUUCAGCUCCUUCGGUCCUUGCCCUAACUUUUCCACUGAGUUAUGACGGUUAUGCAGCGCAGGUACUGGUAAUCGCAAGCCUAAGCUACCUCACCUGACUUCCCACCAACUCAUUUGUUAUCUGUGAGGAAUAGGAGUACGUUGUGGAUGCUGGGAGACUUUGUUUAUAUGAACGGAACAAAGCGCAUGCAGCAGUCCACAUAACUUUGUAUAUUUCAAAUAAUUUUAAUAUAUCCAGAAACCCCAGCACCUAGCUUGCUCUUGUCAAGUUACAGAGGAAAAACAAACAAAACAAAACAAAACAAACAAACAAAAAGAACCCUGAAACACUAGGAUUAAUGAAGUCACCUAAAUCUAUAUGUUGAUAGAUAAUGGAAGCUGGGCUUGCAAUUUAUAAUGGAGUCAGUGUCUUUGCUUCCUGUAACAAUUUUAUGUCGAAGUCUUCACCUUAAUAUUAGGAGGUGAGGGCUGUGAAGGUCAUGGAGGCAGAGCCCCAGUGAAUGGAGUUAGUACUGUUAUAACGUGCACCCUAAGCAUUCCCCUGCCCCAUUUAUGCUGCAAAGGCUCAAGGAGUAGGCAGCAUCUGUGAGCUAGAACGCAGGUGCUCACUACGUAUGUACGCUGCUAGUGUCCUGGUCUAAGGCUUCUCCAUGACUGUGAAAAAUGAAUGUCUGCUAUUUCAGUGACACAUCCAGUGGUAUGUUUGUUAUAGUACUCGGGUGAGACAACCCAUGGAGAGGAAUGGGUGUGGAAUAUGUUGUCUCCACAGAUGAUUCUGUCAAAGAACCCAAUGCUCUGUCUGGCAGACUGCCAGCACGCAUUCUCUAUGAAUACAGCUCACUUUCAAUUUCUUUUAGGCUGUGUUGAGCAGAGCUCCUACCUACAAUAUAGUAGCUGUCUAUCAAAUGUUUGUGGGAUUCACCUAUAUGUGUUUACACAUGUAGAUAUAGCAAUAGCAAUUCAUGUGUGUGUGUGUGUGUGUGUGUGUGAGAGAGAGAGAGAGAGAGAGAGAGAGAGAAACACCUAAGUUGUGUUAGCACAGAGAAACCACCUGCCAUCGUUGGAACAGUAUGUAUAUGAUACCACUGUCUUUAUAUUCCAGAGUUCCUCCUUUAUCACAUUGCAUAUUAACAGUGUGGCUGCCCACCUCAUCCAUCAUUAGAACUUAGCAGGUCUGAAUAUUUGGGGCUUGUCAUGGAUAUUACAGUAGCCAUUGGAACUUCAUACAUGUGUUCUUCAAAUAUAAGGAAUAUAUUUUCCUCUUUACAAGUUCAUAGUUGCAUGUUUUUAUUUUAAAAGCUUUGUAUUGAUAGUUUCUCUAUUUUUCUAAAUGUUAGUAUUACCUAGGUGGUUGUGGCUUUAGAAAUUACAAAUUGCUGGGCAUGGUGGUGCACGCCUUUAAUCCCAGCACUUGGGAGGCAGAGGCAGGCGGAUUUCGGAGUUCGAGGCCAGCCUGGUCUACAAAGUGAGUUCCAGGACAGCCAGGGCUAUACAGAGAAACCCUGUCUUGAAAAAAAAAAUUUACAAAUGUAUGUCUCUUCCCUCCAACUUUUUGGAAUGAAAUUCCUCCAACAGGAAUGAAAUUUUAAAAAGAAAGCUGGGGCUUUAAAGCUGCCUAGUUUUUUUUUUUUUUCAGCUCAACAUAAAAACUAGCCAGCAUAUUUUUUUAUACUUUUUAAUGAAAUUUUUUCCAUGCUGUGUAUUUUAAUCGUGUUCUUCCCCUCUCCCACAACUCCUCCCAGGUUUCCCCAACCUGCCACGUUGUCACAGUCCUUUUCAUCCUUUUUUUCUUCUUUUUAUUUUCUAUAAUUAAUUAUUUUGGCUCCUCAAUCCUUCCUCUACCUCUUUCAUAAGAUUCCCCGGGUUCCCCUAAUGUUUGGCUAUCGGUCUUUGCAUCUGUUUCCAUCAGCUGCUGGGUAAAGUCUCCCAGAGGACAGCCAUAUUAGGUUCCUGACUGCACAUACAGGAGAGUAUCAUAAAUAGUGACAGGGAUGGACUCUCUCUCAUGCCAUGGGUCCCAAGCUGGGCCUAUCAUUAGCUUGCCACUCCCUAAAACUUGGCUAUAUCUUCAUCCCUGUAAAUCUUGUAGGCAGGACAAAUUGUGGGUUGAAGAUCUUGUGCAUCAUUUUGUAUUCCCAUCCCUCCACGGGAAGAUGUGUUGGAAGCCGUGGUAUAAGCAAUGUACUAGGGAGCCAUCAGAUUAAAUCUGAGUGUGCCUCAGACAUGUCUGUUUAUUAAUGUUUCCUGUAUUCACUGUAUCCUGGAAUAAAUACAUACCACCAUUCUGCAGGCAUUGUGAAGAUGUAGAGUCCAUAGAGUGAAUGAAAGGUACACCAGUGCCAGCCAGCAAUGCUAGGAUGGAGGCAGAAGGUAGCAUGCAGGUGAAUUAAUCAACACUCUAAGUAUGAUUUCAUUAAAAGUUAUGGAAGGUGAGAAGUUCACAGCUGAGAUGUUGUUGCUGAGCCUGGUGGGGUUCUAGGCCGUAAGACAGCAAAGAGAAUCACUACAAAGCAGGAGGGAGUCUGUCAGAUUCUGAGUCUCAUCAGAGGCUGACUUGUCCUGUUGGACAGACUUAAGGAGGUUACCAAGGGAUAUCUGGUGCAGGGGCUUCUAAACCGUGCCAGAGAUUUGAGAUUCUGUAAGUUGGACUUACAGGUGGACUUGACCAGGCUGAACUGGGGCUGGGGAUAAUGCUGUCUCUACUUGGCCAUUUUAAGAGUUCCCUGUGGUGCUGUUUCACUAUCUGAAGUGAGCAGUGACAGAAUAUUGGAGAUGAGCAGUGGAGCUGAGUUCACAGUUGGCUUGAAAGUAGAAUCCACGGACAUCUUUGGUGAUCUGUGUAUAGGGUAAAAAGAAAGAAGGAGUCAUGCAUGUGCCCACGUGCUAGAGCAGUGACCUGAGCAAUUAGGUAGGUAUCCUCAUGGUAUUUGGUGGGAAGAGAGUGCUUGGCAGGUAGUUGUGAAUAGAUGUGGAUUUGAGAUUCAACUUAGUACUUCCAUUUGGUAUAUUAACAUUGACAUAAGAAAUGUAUGUUUGAACAAUGCUGUCCCCAAAGCAUAAGACAAACUCCUCAGCUCUCCAGGAAUGCCCCUUUGAUCCUUCAGUAACUAUAUACCCCUGCCACCUCUUCACCUCAAACAAGAGUGUUUCUGUCAAUUCCUUAAUGUUUGCAUUUAAUCUGGUCAGGUUUCUUCUUUCAUAUAGAAUCCCUCAGUUUAUUACUGUUGUUAUUUUGUAUGGUGGAGCUGCUAACAUGGUGCUUCAAAGGUCACGAGCAGGAGGUCUUUGCUUCACUCUUGCCCAAAGGUUCCGAGUUCACUCUUUCAUCUUUCAACAUGAUGUUAGAUGUGGGGCUUACAAGGACGCCUUUGGUUGGGGGAGGGCCUUGUACUCUUAGUUUUUUGGCUGUUUUUAACAAAAUAGAAUAAUGGGCUUCAUCAGAGGUUUCCUUUGCGUUUUCUUGAUCUUUUUGAGGUUGUUGUGCAAAGCUCUUUCCCUUGCUUGCAUUCUCUUACCUUCCACUAAUGCCAUGUUAGACUUUCCAAUGUUAAACCAAGUUGAUAUUGCUGCAGUAAGUCCAGGUUAGUCAUGGCAUGAUCUGUUGCUGCUUUGGUUCUCUCAUGUCUGUGCUCCUGUAGGAUAUUGUUCUGGGUCUGUUUUCAUGUGAGGACUUUGAUGAAGAUAAGAAGGAACUACUGCCUUCCUAGAAUGUCUUGAAUUAUGUUCUUACUGUUAUACUGUGUGACAGUGUUUGUGGAGAUUAAUGCCAUGUUUUCCUGCACCACUGGGAGACUGUGUCAAUGAUUGCAUCUUUUCCUAUAUCAUGUUUUACUGUGUGGGAAGGAGUUUUAUUUCUCAACCAAUUUAUUUACUGGUUGGGGUCUAUUGAGAUUUUCCAUUUCCUUCUUGUUUGAGCUUUAGUAAUUUGUUAUUGUUUUUUGAACAUGUGUUUGUUUGUGGAUUUGUUCUUGUAUGUGCAUGUGCUUAUAUGUACACAUGAGUGUGUGGAGAACAGAGGGCAACCUCUGAAAUUUCUCAGGCACUAUCUACUUUUUUUGAUUAAGUCAUUGAACUGAAGCUCUCCAAGAAUGCUAGUAUGACUGGCCAGUGAUCUCCAGAGUCUUACCUUUCUCUGUCUGUCCACUGCUGAGAUCUCUAGCACAGAGCACCAUGCCUGACCUUUUAUUUUUAAUGGGUAAUGAGAUCCUCAUCCUUGGAAGACAAGGACUUUAUCCCAUGUGCCAUCUCCUCAACUCAAUGUGUGUAUUCUUCAGCAAUGUGUCAUAUGACUUUUAUUUGAGACAGGGUUUCACUAUGUAGAGAUAGCUGGUCUAGAGCUCAGCAUGUAGACCAGGAUGGCCUUAGAUUUACAGAGAUCUGCCUGAUUCUGCCUUCCCAGUGCUGGCAUUAAAGGUAUAAGUAACCACACCUGGUCAGAUGUUCUUUGACUUUGCACAAAAUUGUUCAUAAUACCAAACAAAAUACUUUCCACAUCUAUGGGUUUUGGAAUGGUGACUCACAUUCCAUUCAUCCUCUUUGUAAUUUCUCUCUUCUUUUCAGUAUCUGAUAUUUUGUGGUAAUUCUUUUUGUUUUCCAUGUCAUCCGUUACUAUUCUAAGCAUUGUUUCUUUUUAUCUACUUGUGUUGUAUUUAGUUUUUUCAUUUUCUAAUUUCUCAAGUGGGAUCGUAACUUAUGUAUUUCAUUCCUUGCUUACUUGAUAGUCGUCAUAUUUAUUGCUUUCAGUUUUAAACUCAGCACAAUGUACAGUUAACGUUUUGGUAUGCAGUUCUGAGCUUGAUACAUGUCUGAGUUCAUUCACUCAUGACCACAGUUAGCAUAUAGACUAGUUUCAUCACUCCACAAAUGUCUGUCAACCAGGCACUUCGUAAGCAAUUCAUUUUUUACUGGUAAACCUGAUCUGUUCGGUAUAUGUGCAUAGUUUUGUUGUGAAUGGAAUCAUAAUAUUCAGUGCUAUUCAGCCUUCCUCUCUGUUGCUAAGGUAAAUAUCAUGACCAAAAGCAACUUGGGGAAGAAAAAGGUUCAUUUUCUUGUAUAACACCCAGGCUAGAAUUCAUCACUGAGAGGAAUCAGGGCAGGCACACAGACUGAAAUCUGAAGUUAGAAACUAAAUCAGAAAUUGUGGAUGGCUGUGUUUUGCCUUGCUUCUCUGGUUUGUUCAGCUGCCUUUGUUGUAUAGCCUAGACCCACCCUCCCAGGUAUGGCUCUGUCCUUAGUGGGCAGGGUCCUCCCACAUCAGUCAUCAGUGAAAAAAAAUGUGCAGUCAUGCCCCACAGACCAAUGUGAUGAAGGCACUCUCUCAAUUAAGAUUCCCCUUUCCUUAGUAUGUCUAAGUUAAUAUCGAGUUUACAAAAAGUAAAUAUGACAAGUGCAUUGGCUGUAGCUUCUUUAAUUCAGCACAGGAUGUUUGGGCAAUAUCUUUCUGAGAAACAAUAACUCAUAUCUUCUGUAAGAACCAAAAUCUCAUAUCUUUGUGAGAAUCAAUAACUCAUUUCUGCUGUAGUUUGGAUGUCAAUGUUCUCUAAAGGCCUGUAUAAAGGCCUGUAGAGGUCUGGUUCUCACCAUCACAUUACUAAGAGGAAGUGGGACUUUAAGAGCUGAGACCUUGUGUGAGAUCUGUUAGUCACAUGAGACAUGAUUUUGAAGAGGAUAUUGGGACUUUAGCCCGUUUGCUCCCUUUUUUUCAAGGUCCUGAUUAGAAAGUGAUUUAUUUUGAAUCUCCACAUGCUUCCAUCAUAAUAGGCUGCCUUAACACAAGAUCAAAGCAAUUCAAGCAAUCAAUCAUGAAUGAAAUCUUCAAACCCUUUGACAGAAUGUCCCUUUUCUCUUUAUAAAUAUGUCAUAUCCAGGGUGUUUUUAAUUUAGAACAUAUUAGCAUAAUUUAUUGUUGUUGCUCAAUAGUAAGCCACUAUAUGCACAUAUCACAGUUUAUGCAUUCGUUUUUUCUUUUGAAAGGUAUUUAAGAGGCACCACUUGGGGAUAUGAAUGCUCCUGUAUAGAUUUUCUCAAAAACUAACAUUUCAUUUCUCUCAAAUCAAUGAGACCACAGGAUCCCUGUGUAACUGUAUGUUUAAUGGUAUAAAAAGCUGUUAUGCUAUUUCCCAAGUAGAUUUUGCAGCUCUGUUGUUGUGCACAUGCACAUUUUUGGUUGUUUAACACUUCUUGAUUAAUUGACUCUUUCAUUGUUACAUAUGACCUCUCUAAUUCCUGGGACUCUAGCAAUUGUUCUAAAACCUAAUAUGUUUGAUGUCCAUGGUGUAUAUUAAUACAGCUGGUCCAGCCCUGGUUUUAUUGUUACUUCAUGGCUCAUCUUUACCAUCAUUUCCUUUUGACCUACCUGUUUCAUUAUACAUAAAAAUUAUGCCAUUGAUUCUUUGUCUUUUGUACAUACGAUUCAAGAAUCUAUGCCUUUUAAUCAGUUUGAUUCAAUUAUUUAUACUUUAAUAUAAUAUUUUAUGGACAGAGAGAAAUUAGUACAAAUAUUACAUGGACAUUUAUGUCUAAAUGAUACACAAAUCUUUUCUGAUUUUCCAAUCUAACUUUUCUAAAUUGUUUUGUUGUUUGUUUUUUUUAAACACAGGCUCUCUCUAUGUGGUCCCAGCUGUCUUGGAGCUUAUUAUGUAGACCAGGCUGGCCUCAAACUCAGGGAGAUUCGCCUGCCUCUGCUCUCAAGUGCUCUGAAUACAAGCAGGCACUUCCUGGCUCUACGUUUUCUAUUUUUGAUUCUACCAUCUUGUAUUAACUUCAGUUAUUUCACAAGAUAUAGUAUUUGUACUAAUUUCUCACUGUCCAUGUAGGAUUGAUAUUUUACUACAUAAUAUAGAAUUUAGAAAACUUCAUGUUGUCUGGAACCCUUCACUUUAUCUUCUCUCUGGGGUAGAUUUCUGCAGUAGUCUCUCCUGAACCCAUGGAGGCUAGACUCUGAACAUGGCACUGUGGAUAGUACUGCUUCCUAAAUAUACUGUUUAUCUCCGAAUGUACAUGAUAAACUUUAAUGUCUACAUUAGACACAGUAAGGGAUAAACGUGGGUAACCAUAAAUAGAAGUUAUAGCAAGACGCUGUAGUAACUCUUAUAUGAAUAUGUGCUUUCUCUUUGUCUUUCUAAAUGUUUCAUUGUACUUUUUCUCACCCUUCUUCAUGUGAUAAUACAAGGUCAUAAAAUGUCUACAUCAUUAGAUGAAGCCCAGAGCAGUGUGGCAUAGUGUCAGGCUGAUAUGGGUUAUUGAACACCAACACUGCUAUAAUCUAACCAGUAGAUCCAAUGUGACUACUAGGUAACUAAAGGGAAGGUAGUGUAUACUUAGUGGAUAUUUCUGAAUGAAGGAAUGACUAAUAUCCUAGGAUGAUGGUGCUAGUAAGAGUGGAUAUAGUUUUUGUUUUGUUUGUUUUAAAAAUUUUUUGUUUUUCAGUUUUAUUAAUAUUUAAUGUGAUUUAUUCAAUAAGGCAGUUAAAAUGUACCUGUGAAAAUAUAUCAUAAUCAUCUAGUUACAGUUAUAAUGACAUCAUCAUAAAAGACAUGGAAGUUGGAAUUUUCUCAUUUUCUGAGGAUUUAAUUAUUUAAUAGCCAUCCCUCUUCCUUCCUUGAGGCCCAGUGACAAAAUUGGGAUGCAGUUUUAAAUGUAUGAAUUGUUACUUAGAAAUCUGCAUUUAGUGGUUUUAGACCAUAGUUGAUUGUGGGUAACAGAAAGUAAGCCUCUACUAAAAAUACCAUCACAUUACUAUUACCGAUAAAUAUACCGAUAAAGAUAUUGAUACAUAUUAUCAGAUACUUACAACCACAUCUAUUUAAUGGGAAUGAUAAGGACAACCUGUUAUUACCCACAGUAUACCAUUUAUGUCACUGCCUAAAACUACAGGCUUCCCUUUUCAAUGAGUUCCUGCCUGCCUAAGGAACUUCUGGUAGCGCUGCUCCUAGAGCAGUUCUGGUGAGUCAUCUUCUCAGUUCCUGUGUCCAAGAAGGCUUUAUCUCAUCUCCAUUACUGAAAUUGUUACCCAUGUGCAAAAUUUUACAUUAGAUCUGGUCCUUAUCCUUUUAGACCUGUGGUUGGGUUCAGAUGGUCCCCACUGUGUAUGCACAGCAGUCUUUCCCGGCCACUCUCAUGACUUCUGCCUUGUCUUGGUUUCUCAGCUGAUUGUUGUAGUUUGUCUAAGACUGAGGCUUUUUCUGUCCUGCUGGGGGAUGGUUCUCUGAAGCUCUGGCCUCCGUAAGCUUGUCUCUCACGCAGUUUAUGAAUGCUAUAAUGGCUCCUCACGUAUGUUUGCACCAGAUCCCCACCCCUCUCCUGGGAACUCCAUGCUUCCACUCUUCCAUCCACUGAGGGUUUGGGUCCCUAAUGUUUGUAAUCUCCUUAAAGCUUGGAUGUUGAUGUUUCCUGCUUUCCACUCAUCUUCGUUUGAGUCUCUGCCCUUCCUCCACCAUCUUUGUUGCCAGAGUCCUCAGGAGCUGACUGGGCUCUCGUUCUUCCCCUGUGGCAGCAAUGGGCCAUUUCCAUCAGAGACGGUGCCAUGCUGACCCAAAUGCCUGAGUGCUACUCACCUCCAGAGAGUGAGGAGUCUGAAAAGUGACAGUGACAGAAGAGGAGACCUUUGCGGCUGAAGCUGCACUGCAUGAGGCGAAGGAAGAAGGAGUCUCCUAACUGGUGCCACAUACAUCAGAUGGAUGGUCUCUAGCCUGCUUCCAAACCCGCCCUCGGCUGAGUGCUGGGCAGCACUUCUACAUGAUCCUAUGACGCUUGAUAUGGACGCAGUCCUGUCAGACUUUGUUCGGUCCACGGGGGCAGAACCUGGUCUGGCCAGAGAUCUGCUGGAAGGUAAAAACUGGGACCUGACAGCUGCACUAAGCGACUAUGAGCAACUGCGACAGGUGCACACAGCCAACCUGCCACAUGUGUUCAACGAAGGGAGGUGUGCCAAGCAGGCCGAGCGAGAAUUGCCCCAGCCUGGGCACAAGGUGGAGCGGCCUUGCCUGCAGAGGCAGGACGAUAUUGCCCAAGCAGAGAAGCGCCUGUCCCGGGGGAUCUCCCAUGCCAGCUCAGCCAUCGUCUCCCUGGCCCGAUCCCACGUGGCAAAUGAGUGCAACAAUGAGCAGUUCCCACUGGAGAUGCCCAUCUAUACAUUCCAGCUGCCGGACCUGAGCGUGUACAGUGAGGACUUCAGGAGCUUCAUCGAACGGGACCUGAUCGAGCAGGCCACUAUGGUAGCUCUGGAGCAAGCAGGUCGCCUGAACUGGUGGUCUACCGUGUGCACGAGCUGUAAAAGGCUUCUUCCUUUGGCCACAACAGGAGAUGGGAACUGCCUCUUACAUGCCGCCUCGCUAGGAAUGUGGGGCUUUCAUGACCGGGACCUGGUUUUGCGGAAAGCUCUCUACACCAUGAUGAGGACGGGUGCUGAGCGGGAAGCCCUGAAGCGGAGGUGGAGGUGGCAGCAGACACAGCAGAACAAGGAGUCAGGGCUGGUGUACACUGAGGAGGAAUGGGAGCGAGAGUGGACAGAGCUGCUAAAACUGGCCUCCAGCGAGCCUCGCACACACUUCAGCAAGAAUGGCAGUGGCACAGGUGGUGGUGUGGACAACUCUGAGGACCCUGUAUAUGAAAGCCUGGAAGAGUUCCAUGUCUUUGUCCUCGCCCACAUACUACGGAGACCCAUUGUGGUGGUGGCAGACACCAUGCUAAGAGACUCUGGUGGAGAAGCAUUUGCACCCAUCCCAUUCGGAGGGAUCUACCUGCCCUUGGAGGUGCCUCCCAACAGGUGCCACUGCUCACCCCUGGUUCUGGCCUACGAUCAAGCUCACUUUUCAGCCCUAGUGUCCAUGGAACAGAGAGACCAACAGAGAGAACAAGCUGUGAUCCCUCUGACGGAUUCGGAACACAAGCUGCUGCCCUUGCACUUUGCUGUGGACCCGGGAAAGGACUGGGAAUGGGGGAAAGAUGACAACGACAAUGCCCGGUUAGCCAACCUCAUCCUGUCCCUAGAAGCCAAGCUGAACCUUCUACACAGCUACAUGAAUGUGACGUGGAUCCGCAUCCCCUCCGAGACCCGGGCUCCCCUUGCACAGCCAGAGUCUCCAACGGCCUCAGCAGGGGAGGAUGUACAGUCCCUGGCGGAAUCGCUGGACUCGGACCGCGAUUCUGUGUGCAGCAAUUCCAACAGCAAUAAUGGCAAGAAUGGUAAGGACAAAGAGAAGGAGAAACAGCGCAAGGACAAGGACAAGACGCGCGCGGACUCCGUGGCCAACAAGCUGGGCAGCUUCAGCAAGACGCUGGGCAUCAAGCUAAAGAAAAACAUGGGCGGGCUAGGCGGCCUGGUGCACGGUAAGAUGGGUCGUGCCAACUCUGCCAACGGCAAAAACGGCGACAGCGCUGAGCGCAACAAGGAGAAAAAGUCCAAGUCGCGCAAGGGCAGCAAGGAGGAAUCGGGAGCGUCAGCGAGCACCUCGCCGUCGGAGAAGACCACGCCGUCGCCCACGGACAAAGCGUCGGGAGCGUCGCCGGCCGACAAGGGGAGCGGGUCAAGAGGCGAUGCCUGGAAGUACAGCACGGACGUAAAGCUGAGCCUCAACAUCCUGCGCGCCGCCAUGCAAGGCGAGCGCAAAUUCAUCUUCGCCGGCCUGCUGCUCACCAGCCACCGGCACCAGUUUCACGAGGAGAUGAUCGGCUACUACCUGACCAGCGCGCAGGAGCGCUUUAGCGCGGAGCAAGAACAGCGGCGGCGGGACGCCGCGGCGGCUGCCGCAGCAGCCACGGCCACCGCCACGGUCAAGCGGCCAGCGCGCAGGCCAGAGGCCGAAGGUGCGCCGGGCCCGGAGCGCGCCUCGCCGGGCCCGACAGCCGCGCAGCCCACGCAGCUGGUGCUCAAGCUCAAGGAGCGGCCGAGCCCCGGGACUGGAGCGAGCGCACGGGCGGCUCGGGCGGCGGGCGGCGCAGCAUCCCCGGGUCCGGGCGGCGGCGCGCGACGCGCGGCUCCCGGUACGGGCGGACCGACUCCCGGCCGCAGCCCGCCCGCGCCCGCGCGCCAGAGCGUCAUCCACGUGCAGGCGGCGGCCCGGGACGAGGCGUGCGCGCCGACAGUGGGCGCGCUACGGCCGUGCGCGACGUACCCGCAGCAGAACCGCUCGCUGUGGUCGCAGAGCUACAGCCCAGCGCGCAGCGCGCUGCGCACCGUCAAUACAGUGGAGUCCCUGGCGCCCGGAGGAGCGGACGCCCCGGGACCCGCGGAGCACAAGUCGCAGACCUACAGCAACGGCUUCGGCGCAGCCCGCGACGGGCUGGAGUUCGCCGACGCCGACGCGCCGGCCGCGCGCUCGAACGCUGAGUGCGGCCGCGGAGGCCCGGGGCCCGCUCAGCGGCGCUGCCAGCGGGAGAACUGCGCGUUCUACGGGCGCGCGGAGACCGAGCACUUCUGCUCCUAUUGCUACCGAGAGGAGCUGCGGCGGCGGCGCGAGGCGCGCGCGGCGCGACCCUGAGCCGUCCAGGACUGCUUUUUCCAUCCUGUGGGUCUUUUUUUACUUGCUCUGGUCAGCCGAAGGGCCGGCGCCUCCUCGGUCAGUGCCGUGUACGUGUUUGGUCAAACGUUCCUAAUGGUGCCUGAACCUACACUGAUGCCACUCAGGUAGUAGACGGAUAGGAAACAAGUCAUACUGUUGGAAGUGGGUGUGCUAGCCUAGCAUCUGCCUCGUACCUGUGGAAACUCAAUAGCCAUUGCAAGAGUAUUUUUGUUCCUCUAUACGAGAAAUAAAGAAAAUCGCAGCCCUUUGUUUUUAGAAGGGAGUGUUUUACAUGCUUUUUUUUUCCUAACCUAGGGACUGACCUCUUCCAAGUAGCGGUCACUUGCGUGCAGUUGGUAGCACGCAGGGUGUAGAAGCAAACGCGCAGCCUGGCCUGAGGUGGAGCUUCCUCUGCAGCUCCCACCUGCUUCCCACCUGGGUCCCUGGAGACCUCCAGCAGUCACCUUGCUACCUGCUGACGCUGGCCCCCUUAGGACUCCCCACCGCCAUUUCAUAAGCAAACCCUCCUCCCACAGCACCCCCUAUCUCUGAUCCCCCACCCCUCCCGCUCGAGCAACAUUCACACUGCCGUCCAAGCUGCGGGCGACCACAGAAUGGGCACCGGACAACCUACCUCUCAGGGCACGGUGAGGUGUAGCGAUCGCUCCCAGUGCCGGGCAGCUCAGGUGACAGGGGCUUCCCAGAGACACAUGGGGUGCAAAAAAAAGCGGGGUCCUGAACUCACAAUCGGACCGGCCCACCUAUGAGCCAGCAUGAUAGACUGGUCAUAUCUCCUUUGAAGAUAUGGAGUGAACUGUCGCUGGAGGGCCCCUUAGGAGGUGUGAUCACAUCCGUGCCGCAGAGGAGGGGACAGAAUUGACCCCUUGGUCACUGUGUCAGCCCAUUGGGCUGCUUUGAACCCAGCCUAGCCUUCUUCCCUAGGGCAGGGGCUGAGAGAGUCCAGGAGGGAAGGGAACCACCCCUACCCCACCUGCCUCUGUCAGGGUUCAGCCGGGUUAAAGGGCUCUCUGCUGGUGGAGACCCUUCCCAGAGCGGCCCUGCUCCUGGCUCCAUGCCACACUGAGGGAGCAGCCAAGUCUCCGAGCAGUCUCCUUUUUGGUGCCUCCUACCUUUCUUGAGGAAAAUUUAAAAAUAAUAAUAAUAAUGUGUCCUUAGCUACCCUGUUUUGAGCAGCAAUAUGCAGCCUCUUCCUUCCACGAUUACCUCUGCAGACCACUGUUCUUGGCCAAGGACACUGAGGAGCCAGUCCUCACUAAAGAGCUAGCGAGCUUGCUUCCAGGACAUAUGGAGGAGAUGGGUAACCUUCUCACUAACGAGACAAUACUUUCAUACCUGUGAGAGCUUUAGACUAGCCCGUGAUAGCCCUAAAAUGAGAAAGCACCUGCUUAUCCUCAGAAAGCACGGGAGCUGGGCUUAUACCUUCAUUGGAGCCAACUCCUGAAAGGAUGCUUCAUCCACUGACAUCCAGAGCAGCAAAAGCAAAAAAAAAUAAAUAAAAUAAAAUUUUUCAAAAGAUGGGGAGGGAUUUUUUUUUACUUGUUUGGAAAAUUAUAAUAAAACAACUGAGUAUCUCCUGUGAGUAAUUUCUUUUUUUGUUUUUAAUUAUUCCACAGGCUGAGGAGUCUUCAGUAAUGUAUUCAAGUUUUGCAUAAAGUGGUUCCUUAAAUCAAAGUUAUUUAUUAAAUAGAAUCUUUAAGAAGUCCUUUUCAAAGUCUUACUUUUCGUGCUGAACACGAUACUUUAAAUGUGUGGUGAUAACUAAUAUUCAUGUUCCUGAUAGUACUGGGGUCUCUCCUUUUACUUAGAAAAGAAAAAGUGAUUCUCAAAAAAAAUCUCUUGCUGAGAGGGUUGGUGGCAGCUUUGAGGAGUGGGGGACAGUUUCUUUAGAACAUGACACCUGAGCAGCUGCUUCACCCACCAAAGCUCUAGGUCACAGAAGCCUCUGGCCAGCACAGCACUCUAGCUCAACUCUCGAAGCAACCUGACGAAUAUUCUCGCGUCCAUUCAGAAACCCAGUCCUUAUCCACUGGAAGUAGACAUUCAUGUUUGUCUUUCUCAUACUGUGAUAUUAAAAUGGCUGGCUAUACAAACCCUUUAUCUUUCUCAUGCACUCUGCCAGAGAAGAUAGAUAAAUAAAUAAACAGGGUAAACUGAGAAUUAACGUAGAUUGUUGUCAUAGAGGAAACCCUCCCAAACAGGACAGUGGCUGUGUACUCUUGACGCAUGAUGGCUCUUAUCUCCUUCGUGGCCAGAUUACUUCUCCCUCUUCCAUCUUAUGAUGAAUGUGCCGUGCAGAAGAACCAAAGGCAUAGACCCAGAAUGUAGCCCUACUAUUCUGGCCAAAUAAAGGACCCCAGGCCCCUCCGUUUGGUCUCAUUGGACUAAAUAAGGUGGGGUACCAGCUGGGACCCUAAUCCAAACACUCCCAGUGUUUAAGAAUAGCCAUUGCCUUCUGUGCAGUAUUAAAACAGGGUAAGUGAGAAGGGUCGUGCAAUGUGGACAAGUGGCUUCUGUGCUUCGUGAUCCUCAAAAGAGCUGGCUCUCGUGCUCCCUGGCCAGGCUUAGUGACUAGAGACAGGAGCGGGUGGGCUGAGUUCCUUUACAGCCCUCUUUGACUUGGCAGCUCUCUGUGGAUCAAGGAAGAAGAGGGUGGCAAGCCCAGCUUGAGAGACACUGCCCGUGCCAGUAGUGAGUAGGGCUCCCCAUCAGCUCUGCCCGGACUUUCUGAGAGUUUUGGGUAUUUCUAAGCAACAUCUAAUGUCCGAAAGAAUCCCCUAUAUUUCUAAACCCCUGUGGAGAUCACAUCAGACGUUAACUUCGCAUUUCCUUCACAUGCCUUGCCGGAGAAUGGGCAAGGGACUAGUUUUCCAGCCCGAUCUCUUUAUAGACUUUAUGUGCUGUUAUGUUCAAGUUUGACAGGCCAACUUUAAAUGCUACUAUAGAAGUUAUUUUCAUAUGAUUCUCAGAAUGCACCACAGAGCAAUAUCUUGCGCCCUUGUUUUCACAGAAAGACUUGCGCCCUUGUUUUCUUUCCCUUAGAAGAGGAACUGGAGGUGAGCAGGGCUACACAGUGAUUGUGGAGUCUGAGAUUUUAUGUGGGCCCUCUGAAACCAGGACUGUGUAAAGAACUUCUUUUUAACUGAGGUUUUGGUUGGUUGGUUGGUUGGUUGGUUGGUUGGUUGGUUGGUUUGGUUUUGUUUUUUAAAUUUUUUGGUUUUGUUUUUUGGUUUUGUUUUUUGGUUUUUUUUUUUCUGUGUAUGGGUUUGUGGUGCUGCAGUCAUUCCUAUUAAUGAAAACUUUGUCCCUAAGUAACUGUUCCUGCUUCCUUACCUGUGAGUAUCCAGUGCUACUUGAACCUAUUGUUUUAUGAAGAUGAAGUUUUCCAAAAAUCUCUUAGCUUAGGAAUUCUGGUAGCUUAUUGUCAUAAGUAGCUCACCUCUGACAGAAGAUAAAAGAAUCCAUCUGAGUACAGGCCUCAGGGUGUGGGGUUCCCCCAUGCAGUCCCCACACGCAUGUCUCUGGAACAGGGCCAGCUUUUAAGACACCUCCCUCCCUUGGCAUAUGUUAAAAACAAAACGAGACAAACAAAUCCAAUAAAACAAGGAGAGGGUCAGGAUUAUAGAUAUUGGUGUUGGAAAAUUGGUGGAGAAACAAAAAGGAGACUGUUCCAGUCCCAUUGUGUGAGGGUCUUUGUCGUUAGGUAGAGGCAGAAGGCUUACUUCAGGUGUGUUCUUUGCUUCUAGGGCUUCUAGUAAGUGGAAAAGUACUCAGUGUCUGAGUGAGCCAGCUCUGACCUUAACCCCCUUGAUAUAGAGGAGUGUGGCCAGAGCACCAGCUAACAGGCUCUCCCGUUCUUGGCCCUGGAAGAGAAGCACUGUGGGAAACCCAGAUGUGGCCAGUACUCCUGGCACCAGGAAGCAGGCAGGUCCUUCCCAAAAGUUUUAAAGUAGCAGCUCUCAAGACCACUGAGUACCCCGCCCUCUUUGCUAUCAAAGAUGCCACUAGUCCAGCAGAUGCAGGUCUUCAGAGCAGGGACCUCAGCUUCCUCCUUGUUGGCUUCAGAUCCUGCCCAUUGCCCAGGUUUACUGGGCGGCACUAGUUCUGUUGGCCUAAGGCCUGGUUCUGAAGUGUUACCUUGUUCUCACAAGACUAGCUCCAAGGAAAUUCAUCCUAAAGGCCAUAUAUAUACUCCACAAUGAUGUUGGGGGUAUCUCACCCCAAACAGACCGGCACUGUGAGGAAUGCCACUAAGGAAGACCAGGAUACAAGAUUCUCAUGACACCCAAUGAGAGACAAGAUAAUCUGUGAGAGUUCCCAACAUGGGGUGAGAUAUGUCAGCACUACACAGGCUGAUGCUUCCCCUAAAGCCUGACUCCCACUCCACUACCAGCAGAGAAGAAUGAAGGGGUCACCCUACACAGAUGCCUUGGCAUCUGCAAGAAUGCAUGAUCUAUAUGGAUAUGCAAUAUGUAACUUACAGGACAAGCACAGAAGCCAUCAUCUCCAAUCAAUAAUGUGACUAUUUCUAAUAAUUUUGCAAAACUUUAAAAACAAAGAUCACAAAUCCUAAUUUUGUACAUAUGAAGUAAUGCACACCUCUAUACUUUUAUCCUCCAAAGAGUAGUUCAAGGAGAUAUAUAUAUAUAUAUAUAUAUAUAUAUAUAUAUAUAUAUAUAUAUUCCAUCUGACAUAAAUUGAAAAAUAUUAGUUGGUUUUAAGGAUGAAUAUAAGUGGAACCUGCCCAAAACCAAAACCAAAGCAACCUGGUAAUAUGUUAAGAACGAGCAGUGACAUCAGCUCUGUUCAGAAUAUCUUUCCACAUUCUGAAGGAUGGCUUUCCAUGAAAUGCAAUUUCCCGUAGCAUAGUAAAAGCUAAGACCUUACAAAAAUCUGCCCAGCCCAAUUAUGCUCGUAGCCAGAGUCUGGACCAACUACAGUUAUCAGGCACCCUUGGGCCCCAGGGCCUUUGCAUGUUAUUUCUUCUAUUCGUCACUGUCCCCUCAUCUUUGCUUCACUACCACCUCAGCAAGGCCUUCUCCAACUGUGUUAUUGAAGAGGCUAAGGCAUCCCACCCUUCAGACUGUGUUCCGUUCCCUCUCCCAGCCGCUGAUCACUGUGUGAAUUAACCGCUCGUUUACUCAAUACAUCAUAGACCCCAGGCCCCUGUAGAAUGUAAGUUCCAUGUAGGCAGGAUUUUGCGUGUGUCUUGUUCACUGUUCUAGUGCCUACAGCGGUGCCUGGCACACUCCAAGCACUAGAUAAACUAAAUACCAGUUAAAGAAAAGAAAUAAAUCACUAGUUUGAUAUGAUACCACAAAAUGCUGGCCUCAUCCUUCACCGAGUCCUGAUUUUUCUGCUUCCAUUCCAUCUAAAAACUAUAGGCUGGUUAGGUGGCCUGGCUAGUCUAGAUUGGAGAUACCAAGUUACUAGAUAUGAUAGCUUAUCACUGAUGGCAUCCGUGGUCACCAUCAGUCUCUGAGCGGCUCCUGUUGCCAGCCCUUCCUCGUGGUGGGCUCUGCUGUUUGCAAAGGGGCGAGGGGGUGGGGGGCUCUUUGGGUCUAGCAGAAGUGAGAACAGUCCGUAUUGCGCAGCUCAUGGACCGAGAGGCACUGUGGGGAGCCCCAUCAUACCGGCUAUGAUGUCAUUGGAGACCCCGACCAUUCCAAAGAAGUCUUUCUAGUUAGUUCCUAGGUAUCCCUCUGUCCUUCCUGUCCCAGACACAGUGGCACGGAUCUCCUAGCCCAGAUGAAGGAUCCAUUCUCCAGUCACCAAAAUGCAGGUCAGUGGGAGAGAAGGAACUGAUUACUUUGAUGAUCUGGGGCAGAGGUGAGAGACAAGGCCCCCCCGGAACUCCAUGGGUUUGAUCUUGACUGUGCACUGGAAGGACAGAGCCAAGUCACACACCUCAUGGGCCCAGGACUCGAAUGGAGAUGUCCUGCUCUGACAGGCGACCUCACCCACCUAGGAGAGCCAUUCUCCAAGCCUGCUCCCUCUGCCAGGUAUUUUCACAGCUACCUAACCACACUGUUUACUUCCUGGUCCUUUGGCCAAACUCACUUUCCUCUAAGAAUCACUGGCAAAAUACUGUUACAAGCUGCUCAUUGGACCUUCAUCCUCUUGUGACUGUGUCCUCUUUAACCCUCUUCUGUGGUUCUUGCCUUCAUCUCCUGGAUGCUAUACUUCAGGGUUCCUCUUGAGCGUGACAUCCGUCAUAAAUCUCCUCUACGUCUGUCUAGCUGCGCAAAUGGCACAUACACGUGGGUCCCCAUACUUGAAUUGACAAAUAUAUAUUUCUUUCACUGCUGCCCAAACAGCUUGGGACCCUGCUCCUGCCAAGACAACAAAGAGAAAGUGGCUUCCCAGGGGAUACUGGGCUCCCUGACAAGUACCUAGGAGCUGCCCAGCUCUUGGCCUCUGUGUGACAUCAGAGUUCAAAGUAAGACUUGGCAGGAAGAGUGGAGCAGUUUGUCAGCACUCACUCACGACCCAAACUAUUGUGUAGGCGUGAGCAUACAAAACAGACCAGCCAUGUCUAAGACCCCAGUGCACAGAGGCCAACCUGUCUCCAACAGAGCCACUAUACAGUCCCCGGAGCUCAGCUCUGCUACCAACCCCAGGUGGCACACACUGGACCCUCAGUGACAUAAAUAAAGAAACACUUAGGAGCAGAAAGCAGGCUCAACUGAGUCCAAGCAGGGACUAAGCUUGGUAACCCAUCACUGCCUCAUCUACAGAGCCUGCAACCCCACCCACCUCCAUUUUUAACCAGUUAAGCCUCUUUGUAACUGGGGGCAUUGAAGCUGACUAUAACAAAGGACUUCCUCGCCCUGUAUUUGCCUAGUUCCUUUAAAGGAUCAUUUAACCUUGAAAACUCUCUCCUCUCUCUCUCUCUCUCUCCUCUCUCUCUCUCUCUCUCUGUCUCUCUCUCUCUCUCUCUCCCUCCCUCCUUCCCUCCCUCCCUCCCUCCUGUUUGUCUGACCUGGGAAUGAAACAGAUUGCUUUGCUUUCCGUUUAUUUCGUUAUCGUGGGCAAAAGCAAACACUAAGGCAAAACUGGGUCAUAAAUCAUCGUGUUUUGACCACGCUGUUCGAAACCCUUUCUACCCACAUGUGAAUGUUUAUGCUAAGUCCAUAUAAGUCUUCUCUUCCAUCUGGUCCAUUGUUGGUGAAGAAACCCAUUGUAAGAGCUGUCUAAGGUGAUGGGGUCGUUCCUUUGUAAAGUAUUAAAGCACUGAACCAAUUUUUGCAAUAUGUAGUGAAUCUUGCUUUCAUUUUAGAAAACUUCCAGUAAUGACUACUGCACUUUUUUAAAUAGAAGAACAGUAUUUAAUUUCUUUCUUUUAUGAAAGAUUAUUUCAAGUAAAAAAAAAAUAGCUCUGUAACCCAUGUGACAUGGCUUCUCCAUUACUUGAUACAGAGAAGUUUUGAUGCCUAAACAAUAAAAUGAACAUGUUUGUAAA
Mus musculus (house mouse) is the source of this 70578-nucleotide messenger RNA. RefSeq names its product OTU domain containing 7A (gene Otud7a). The transcript has 14 exons. Gene Ontology annotation, molecular function: DNA binding; zinc ion binding; cysteine-type deubiquitinase activity. NCBI's taxonomy places the organism in Eukaryota, Metazoa, Chordata, Mammalia, Rodentia, Muridae. Gene Ontology annotation, cellular component: nucleus; cytoplasm. Bases 60276 to 63077 code for a protein of 933 amino acids. Gene Ontology annotation, biological process: protein deubiquitination; protein K11-linked deubiquitination. The record is from RefSeq and is a predicted model, not a curated record.